GGGCACUGACGUCACUUCCGUUUGGGUCUGGAUGCUGAGAGUUGGGGUAAGGCAGGGCAGACAUGGGGCAGGAGCUGUGAGCCUGGAGGGGGCGGCCCUGGGCCGGGAGCUGCUACCACUGGGGGCCCAGGUAAGAAAUAAACACACUGACUGUCUACACAAAUAUAUAAACCAUGCAGUGGGAGCCCUAACCUAACCUAGCCUGGCACAGCAUCCAUGGUAUAUAGUAUAGGCUGGCACAGCAUCCAUGGUAUAUAGUAUCCAUGGUAUAUAGUAUAGCCUGGCACAGCAUCCAUGGUAUAUAGUAUCCAUGGUAUAUAGUAUAGCCUGGCACAGUAUCCAUGGUAUAUAGUAUAGGCUGGCAUGGUAUCCAUGGUAUAUAGUAUAGCCUGGCACAGUAUCCAUGGUAUAUAGUAUAGGCUGGCACAGCAUCCAUGGUAUAUAGUAUAGGCUGGCACAGCAUCCAUGGUAUAUAGUAUCCAUGGUAUAUAGUAUAGGCUGGCACAGCAUCCAUGGUAUAUAGUAUAGGCUGGCACAGCAUCCAUGGUAUAUAGUAUAGGCUGGUACAGUAUCCAUGGUAUAUAGUAUAGGCUGGUACAGUAUCCAUGGUAUAUAGAAUAGGCUGGCACAGUAUCCAUGGUAUAUAGAAUAGGCUGGCACAGUAUCCAUGGUAUAUAGUAUAGACUGGCAUGGUAUCCAUGGUAUAUAGUAUAGGCUGGCACAGCAUCCAUUGUAUAUAGUAUAGGCUGGCACAGCAUCCAUGGUAUAUAGUAUAGGCUGGCACAGCAUCCAUGGUAUAUAGAAUAGGCUGGCACAGUAUCCAUGGUAUAUAGAAUAGGCUGGCACAGUAUCCAUGGUAUAUAGUAUAGACUGGCAUGGUAUCCAUGGUAUAUAGUAUAGGCUGGCACAGCAUCCAUGGUAUAUAGUAUCCAUGGUAUAUAGUAUAGGCUGGCACAGCAUCCAUGGUAUAUAGUAUGGGCUGGCAUGGUAUCCAUGGUAUAUAGUAUAGCCUGGCACAGCAUCCAUGGUAUAUAGUAUAGGCUGGCACAGUAUCCAUGGUAUAUAGUAUAGGCUGGCACAGUAUCCAUGGUAUAUAGUAUAGGCUGGCACAGCAUCCAUGGUAUAUAGUAUAGCCUGGCACAGUAUCCAUGGUAUAUAGUAUAGGCUGGCACAGUAUCCAUGGUAUAUAGUAUAGGUUGGCACAGUAUCCAUGGUAUAUAGUAUAGGCUGGCACAGCAUCCAUGGUAUAUAGUAUAGGCUGGCAUAGUAUCCAUGGUAUAUAGUAUAGGCUGGCAUAGUAUCCAUGGUAUAUAGUAUAGGCUGGCACAGUAUCCAUGGUAUAUAGAAUAGGCUGGCACAGUAUCCAUGGUAUAUAGUAUAGGCUGGCACAGUAUCCAUGGUAUAUAGUAUAGGCUGGCACAGUAUCCAUGGUAUAUAGUAUGGGAUGGCAUAAUAUCCAUGGUAUAUAGUAUAGGCUGGCACAGUAUCCAUGGUAUAUAGUAUCCAUGGUAUAUAGUAUAGGCUGGCACAGUAUCCAUGGUAUAUAGUAUAGGCUGGCACAGUAUCCAUGGUAUAUAGUAUGGGCUGGCACAGUAUCCAUGGUAUAUAGUAUGGGCUGGCACAGUAUCCAUGGUAUAUAGUAUAGACUGGCACAGUAUGCAUGGUAUAUAGUAUAGACUGGCACAGUAUCCAUGGUAUAUAGUAUGGGCUGGCACAGUAUCCAUGGUACAUAGUAUAGGCUGGCACAGUAUCCAUGGUAUAUACUAUAGGCUGGCACAGUAUCCAUGGUAUAUCGUAUGGGCUGGCACAGCAUCCAUGGUAUAUAGAAUAGGCUGGCACAGUAUCCAUGGUAUAUAGAAUAGGCUGCCAUAGUAUCCAUGGUAUAUAGUAUAGGCUGGCAUGGUGUCCAUGGUAUAUAGUAUAGGCUGGCACAAUAUCCAUGGUAUAUAGUAUAGGCUGCCACAAUAUCCAUGGUAUAUAGUAUAGCCUGGCACAGCAUCCAUGGUAUAUAGAAUAGGCUGGCACAGUAUCCAUGGUAUAUAGUAUAGACUGGCACAGUAUCCAUGGUAUAUAGAAUAGGCUGGCACAGUAUCCAUGGUAUAUAGUAUCCAUGGUAUAUAGUAUAGGCUGGCACAGUAUCCAUGGUAUAUAGUAUAGACUGGCACAGUAUCCAUGGUAUAUAGAAUAGGCUGGCACAGUAUCCAUGGUAUAUAGUAUCCAUGGUAUAUAGAAUAGGCUGGCACAGUAUCCAUGGUAUAUAGUAUCCAUGGUAUAUAGUAUAGGCUGGCACAGUAUCCAUGGUAUAUAGUAUAGCCUGGCACAGUAUCCAUGGUAUAUAGAAUAGACUGGCAUAGUAUUCAUGGUAUAUAGUAUAGGCUGGCACAGUAUCCAUGGUAUAUAGUAUGGGCUGGCACAGUAUCCAUGGUAUAUAGUAUCCAUGGUAUAUAGUAUAGGCUGGCAUAGUAUCCAUGGUAUAUAGUAUAGACUGGCACAGUAUCCAUGGUAUAUAGUAUCCAUGGUAUAUAGUUUAGGCUGGCAUAGUAUCCAUGGUAUAUAGUAUAGGUUGGCAUAGUAUCCAUGGUAUAUAGAAUAGACUGGCACAGUAUCCAUGGUAUAUAGUAUAGGCUGGCACAGUAUCCAUGGUAUAUAGUAUGGGAUGGCAUAGUAUCCAUGGUAUAUAGUAUAGGCUGGCACAGUAUCCAUGGUAUAUAGUAUCCAUGGUAUAUAGUAUAGGCUGGCACAGUAUCCAUGGUAUAUAGUAUAGGUUGGCAUAGUAUCCAUGGUAUAUAGUAUAGGUUGGCAUAGUAUCCAUGGUAUAUAGUAUAGGUUGGCAUAGUAUCCAUGGUAUAUAGUAUAGGCUGGCACGGUAUCCAUGGUAUAUAGUAUAUACUGGCACAGUAUCCAUGAUAUAUAGUAUAGGUUGGCAUAGUAUUCAUGGUAUAUAGUAUAGCCUGGCACAGUAUCCAUGGUAUAUAGUAUAGGCUGGCAUAGUAUCCAUGGUAUAUAGUAUAGGCUGGCACGGUAUCCAUGGUAUAUAGUAUAGGCUGGCAUGGUAUCCAUGGUAUAUAGUAUAGGUUGGCAUAGUAUCCAUGGUAUAUAGUAUAGGCUGGCACAGUAUCCAUGGUAUAUAGUAUCCAUGGUAUAUAGUAUAGGCUGGCACAGUAUCCAUGGUAUAUAGUAUAGCCUGGCACAGUAUCCAUGGUAUAUAGAAUAGACUGGCACAGUAUCCAUGGUAUAUAGAAUAGACUGGCAUAGUAUUCAUGGUAUAUAGUAUAGGCUGGCACAGUAUCCAUGGUAUAUAGUAUGGGCUGGCACAGUAUCCAUGGUAUAUAGUAUCCAUGGUAUAUAGUAUAGGCUGGCAUAGUAUCCAUGGUAUAUAGUAUAGACUGGCACAGUAUCCAUGGUAUAUAGUAUCCAUGGUAUAUAGUUUAGGCUGGCAUAGUAUCCAUGGUAUAUAGUAUAGGUUGGCACAGUAUCCAUGGUAUAUAGUAUAGGUUGGCAUAGUAUCCAUGGUAUAUAGAAUAGACUGGCACAGUAUCCAUGGUAUAUAGUAUAGGCUGGCACAGUAUCCAUGGUAUAUAGUAUCCAUGGUAUAUAGUAUAGGCUGGCACAGUAUCCAUGGUAUAUAGUAUAGGUUGGCAUAGUAUCCAUGGUAUAUAGUAUAGGUUGGCAUAGUAUCCAUGGUAUAUAGUAUAGGCUGGCACGGUAUCCAUGGUAUAUAGUAUAUACUGGCACAGUAUCCAUGGUAUAUAGUAUAGGUUGGCAUAGUAUUCAUGGUAUAUAGUAUAGCCUGGCACAGUAUCCAUGGUAUAUAGUAUAGGCUGGCAUAGUAUCCAUGGUAUAUAGUAUAGGCUGGCACGGUAUCCAUGGUAUAUAGUAUAGGCUGGCAUGGUAUCCAUGGUAUAUAGUAUAGGUUGGCAUAGUAUCCAUGGUAUAUAGUAUAGGCUGGCACAGUAUCCAUGGUAUAUAGUAUAGCCUGGCAUAGUAUCCAUGGUAUAUAGUAUAGCCUGGCAUAGUAUCCAUGGUAUAUAGUAUAGCUUGGCACAUUAUCCAUGGUAUAUAGUAUAGGCUGACACAGUAUCCAUGGUAUAUAGUAUAGGCUGGCAUGGUAUCCAUGGCAUAUAGUAUAGACUGGCAUGGUAUCCAUGGUAUAUAGUAUAGGUUGGCAUAGUAUCCAUGGUAUAUAGUAUAGACUGGCACAGUAUCCAUGGUAUAUAGUAUAGGAUGGCAUAAUAUCCAUGGUAUAUAGUAUAGGAUGGCAUAGUAUCCAUGGUAUAUAGUAUAGGCUGGCACAGUAUCCAUGGUAUAUAGUAUCCAUGGUAUAUAGUAUAGGCUGGCACAGUAUCCAUGGUAUAUAGUAUAGGCUGGCAUAGUAUCCAUGGUAUAUAGUAUGGGAUGGCAUAGUAUCCAUGGUAUAUAGUAUAGGCUGGCACAGUAUCCAUGGUAUAUAGUGUAUGCUGGCACAGUACCCAUGGUAUAUAGUAUAGGCUGGCACAGUAUCCAUGGUAUAUAGUAUAGGCUGGCAUUGUAUCCAUGGUAUAUAGUAUAGGCUGGCACAGUAUCCAUGGUGUAUAAUAUAGGCUGGCAUAGUAUCCAUGGUAUAUAGUAUAGACUGGCACAGUAUCCAUGGUAUAUAGUAUCCAUGGUAUAUAGUAUAGGCUGGCACAGUAUCCAUGGUAUAUAAUGUAUGCUGGCACAGUACCCAUGGUAUAUAGUAUAGGCUGGCACAGUAUCCAUGGUAUAUAGUAUAGGCUGGCACAGUAUCCAUGGUAUAUAGUAUAGGCUGGCAUUGUAUCCAUGGUAUAUAGUAUAGGCUGGCACAGUAUCCAUGGUAUAUAGUAUAGGCUCGCACAGUAUCCAUGGUAUAUAGUAUAGGCUGGCAUAGUAUCCAUGGUAUAUAGUAUAGGUUGGCACAGUAUCCAUGGUAUAUAGUAUAGGUUGGCACAGUAUCCAUGGUAUAUAGUAUAGGCUGCCAUAGUAUCCAUGGUAUAUAGUAAAGGCUGCCAUAGUAUCCAUGGUAUAUAUUAUAGGCAGGCAUUGUAUGUGUUCUAGGCAGGCAUUGCAUCCAUGUUUUGUGUAAUAGGUUGGCAUGGUAUAUGUUAUGGGCUGGCAUAGUAUCCAUAUCCUGUAUUAUAAUCUGACAUAGUAUCCAUUGUAUGUGUUAUAGGCUGGCAUUGUAUGCAUGGUAUUUAAUUGUAAAUCCUAAUUAUUAACCUACAUAGAGAAAUCUCCUUACCUAGGCAGGAAUAGGAUUUAUGAUUUGAGGCAUUUCAUUGUUUAUUUUAGGCUGGCACAAUAUGUGUGACAUCUCAUGGUAUAUAUUAACCAUAACCCACCAAGAGGAAUCCCCUAACCUAUGCUGGCUUAGUAUUAAUGUGAUUUAAUUGUGAAUAUUAAUGUUUAACCCACAGAGAGACAUGCCCGUUUCAUGGUAUGAAUUCAUCACUAACUAGUGGGCAAGCCCCUGAAUCUGCCAGACUAGGCUGGCAUAGUACCAAGUUAUUCAUGGUGUAACAAUAUAUUGAUUACUUCACGGUGGUGCAAUUUAAAUCUUCCAAACUCGAUAAGCAUUAUAUCCAAGCCAUUUGUAUUGUAUGUUUUAAUUUGAGAUUAUAAUUUGAGGCAGUAGAGAAUUUUUAUUUUAUUUAUGCAAUAUACCAUGUAUACAGGGGAUGCUGCAUAUUGUAUUGACACAGUCUGCAUAUAAACAGAGGAACUAGCUUGAACUGUGUGUCAUUUUUCAUGCUUUGUGGGGAGUCAACUAUAUUCAUCUUUCACAAGCUACAUGCUAAUAUGGAGAGGUUAAAUGUGCUGUAUGCAGGGGUUAAGUGUAUUCAUUGUUCGCAAAUUACAUUUUGACAUGAAUCAAUGAAGCAGCAAUGAUUACUUUAUCAUUACUGUACUAAGAUACUCUAAUUACCCAGGCUGUAUGUUUAUAGAGGACGUUAAUUGGAUUGUAUGUAUUUAUAUUAAAGGAACACUAUAGUCACCUAAAUUACUUUAGCUAAAUAAAGCAGUUUUAGUGUAUAGAUCAUUCCCCUGCAAUUUCACUGCUCAAUUCUCUGUCAUUUAGGAGUUAAAUUACUUUGUUUCUGUUUAUGCAGCCCUAGCCACACCUCCCCUUGCUAUGAUUGACAGAGCCUGCAUGAAAAAAAAAACUGGUUUCACUUUCAAACAGAUGUAAUUUACCUUAAAUAAUUGUAUCUCAAUCUCUAAAUUGAACUUUAAUCACAUACAGGAGGCUCUUGCAGGGUCUAGCAAGCUAUUAACAUAGCAGGGGAUAAGAAAAUCUUAAUUAAACAGAACUUGCAAUAAAGAAAGCCUAAAUAGGGCUCUCUUUACAGGAAGUGUUUAUGGAAGGCUGUGCAAGUCACAUGCAGGGAGGUGUGACUAGGGUUCAUAAACAAAGGGAUUUAACUCCUAAAUGGCAGAGGAUUGAGCAGUGAGGCUGCAGGGGCAUGUUCUAUACACCAAAACAGCUUCAUUAAGCUAAAGUUGUUCAGGUGACUAUAGUGUCCCUUUAAUCUGUAUUGAAUGCACAUGCUGUAUACAGAGGAGUUAAAGUAUAUUCUGUUUUCACAGAAUCUAUUUUAAAACAUAUUGUUGAAGUAUGUCUGUUGGUGUUUUAUAAAGAAGGAAGUAGCUCAGAUUAUUUUACACACCUACAGGGUAAAUUAGAAUGUAAACAUAAAUAGAGUGGAUUUAUGUAGAUUGUGUACUUUUUAUAUUAUUACUUAGGGUUAAUUUUAACAAGAAGUAUCUUAAAUUGUAUGUGUAUUUAUAUUGCAAUCUUUAGAUAAAAGGUAAAGUAUAUUCUAAAUACAGAGUCUGCAUAUAAACAAAGGAUGCAACUGAAUUGUAUUUACAUUGCAAAACACUUGCUGUGGGGUUAAAUUAUAUUAACAAAGGCUGUUGAGAGAGGAAGUAACUGUGUGUGUGCAUUUUACACUAUCAGUUAUAUAUCAUUAGUUAAAUAUCAUAAAAUCCUCCCAUAGCUAGUAAAAUUGCUGAAAUACAACGAUGCUGUUAAGAACCUAUACUUUCUCCUCUGUACAAUUUAUAAAUAUGAGAGAUUAAUGUGUCAGGGGAAUAUAAAAGCUUACUAUUGAAAAGGUGGUUAAUUAGUUAUUAUAUAGGGAAAAGUAGACACGAGAUUGGUGUAGCAAAAAUAGAAUUUUUAUUUUUACCUUCUUAGUGCCUAAUACAGGGAUAAAUUCCUAAAUUAUAUACUAUACCCAGUAUACCACAUUAGUUCAACAGUAUAUAAAAUGUAACUUACAGGAGCAGUCUAGACUCAAUAGCAAUUUAAAUGCAGCAGUGGUUAUGGUGUCAGGAGAUCCCUGGCCUACUCUCAUUAUUUACAAUUGUUUGACACUCCCUCGGCGCCUGCUGUCCUUCGAUUCUUCUGUGAUAUCACUAAAAUGGAAGUCCCCUAUCAUACUUUAGCAAAAUCAUGUUUGUUCAGCUGUAGACAUAAUUAAUUUGUGUGGUGUAGUGAUUAUGGUGCUUAGUUUCUCUUUUAAAUGAGCUGAGACUUACAAAAUAAAAGUGUUAUGCAAAUCAAGUUAAUUAAUGUAGAUUGGAAACCGGUUUAAUCAUGUUUGGCUUUAUUUGGAAUGCAACUUGAUCUCCGUAUUCUUUUAAGUGCAUUGUUUUGUUCCAGCUUUUAAGUCCCACUUUCUUUGGGCAGGUAAAGCUAUUUGGUCUGCUUAUAGUAAAACUAUGAUGUUGAGAUGACAAACUCCAUAUAUAAAGACAUUAUUGCAAAUGUUAACUGAUUUAACUGCCUGAUCUACCAGUGAUCUGUUCCAUCUAGAGUGUACUUAUUGCAUCUACUGAUAAAUCUCUGUUUCCUUUUGAUAGCCCGCAGUAUCUAGGAGGAGGGGUCCAUUAUGCGUGCCUCGGUCAAGUACAAUAUAAGGGGUCCUGCCUUAAUCCCCAGAAUGAAGUCCAAACAUCGGGUUUACUACAUUGCUCUCUUCUCUGUGGUCCUUUUGGGGCUCAUUGCCACGGGGAUGUUUCAGUUUUGGCCUCACACCAUUGAACCAUCUGGGGACUGGAGUCCUGAAAAGCGCAGCGUUCAUGAUGUCCCAGCAGAAAGGCUUCUAGAAAACAGUCCAUUGCCAGAGAGGGGGGACCUUAGCUGUAGAAUGCACACCUGCUUUGACGUGUACCGCUGUGGCUUCAACCCCAAGAACAAAGUGAAGGUGUACAUCUACCCUCUGAAGAAAUAUAUUGACGAUUCAGGGGCAUCUGUGAGUGGCGCAAUAUCCCGCGAGUACAUCCAGCUGCUAAAUGCUGUUUCUCAGAGUGAUUUUUACACAGAGGACGUAAACCGAGCUUGUCUCUUCUUACCCUCUCUUGAUGUCUUAAAUCAGAAUACUUUGCGGAUCAAAGAGACUGCACAAGCUUUAGCACAGCUUCCAAGGUAAGAAAUCAUAACAAAAAAUGAAUAUUGUGUUAUAUUACUGGCAAAGGAUGCAGUUAUGAAAGUAAAUGGGCAUUAUUUUAUGUGUAAUCUAGAUAAAAUUGUAUUUAAAGAGGAACCGUCCCUUCCCAGAAUUUUUAAUAUUAUGUUUACCUAUCACAUAUAUUUAGCAAAUAUUUAUUUUGCAAUGUCUAAAAAUUAAGUUAAACCGCUGUAUUUAGCUCUAUCCUGGAGGUCCUCAAUCUUGGCCCCCUGUCAAUUAUAGUCAUAAAUUCUGAUUAUUUCUGCCAUUUUGAAUAUAGUGGAAGAGGAGAAACCAAGAGGCUGUCUUUGCUCCUCACCUCAUUUGCUGUGCCUUGAAUGAACUGGAUUGUGACGUCAGUUGCUGUAUAUUUGAGAUACAUUUCAAAGGGAAAAAAAGAUGAUCUGAGUUCUAGGGGGUUUUCAAUGUUUUAUUUAGUGGUUGUGCACUUCCACCAUUUUAAGUGUAAACACCAUGUGGUUAACUCAGUAAGCUAAGAAUUGUAGAGGAUUAGCAAAGAAAUUUCAGAUUUUCUGUUGUAGUUGGAUAAUUUUUCAAAUCCUUGUAUAUUGGUCCAGAUAUUACAAUCCCAACAUCAGUUAUUCCACAGUUUGAGACUAGAUGAAGAAGCACUGUGUCCUUACAAUGUAUACAUCCUGGAAACCAAAGACAAAUUUGAAAUUCAUAUCCUUGAGAUUCUUAAUGUUUCAAACAGAUGGGGAAAAAAAACAAACCGAUCUUUGACAUUUAACCCCUUAAGGACCAAACCUCUGGAAUAAAAGGGAAUCAUGACAUGUCACACAUGUCAUGUGUCCUUAAGGGGUUAAAGGAACAUUUCAGGCACCAUAGCAACAUCUCAUUUAAGUUGUUAUGGUGCCAGAAGGUCAUGGGCACUGUCUUGCCUUUAGGUAUGUAACUUGCUCACGCAAUUUUGUGUUUGGACAGAGCGAAUGGAUGCUGUCUUUACAACUUUGUGGUUAAACUGUCUGUAAAUUAUUUAAAGGCACACUAUAGGCACCCAGACCACUUCAGUUCACUGUCCCUAUUGCACUUACUGCUGCAAUGUAAAACAUUGCCAUUCCAGAGAAACUUCAAUGUUUACAUUGCAGCGCUAAGUCUGCCUCCAGUGACUGUCUACCAGACAGCCACUGGAGGCGCUUCCUGGCUGCUAACGGACUUUUGGUCCAGUAACUGAUGCUGGACAUCCUAAUGCUCAAUGCUUUCCUAUGGAGAGGCCUAAUGCUGCGCGGGACUUCGGAGGUGGUGGAGGCACAACCCAUUGCUGAGAGACAUCGACGCUGGGAUAAGGUAAGUAAAUAAAGGAUAUUUAACCCUUUAUUCACGUUGGUGGGGGAGUGCGAGGGAGGCGGGAGGCAUAGGAACUUAUAGUACCAGUAAUACAGCUUUGUAUUCCUGGGAUUUAUAGUAUUCCUUUUACCGCUUAUUGUAAGAUUGCACCAUAACAACUUCAGCUUCUUUGUAUUGCAGUGAAAUGCUCAGCUAAAAUGGGAGCCUCCCUGUCUGGUUGCUUUUCAAAGUUGGGAAAACUGUGUAAACAUUUGGGAUUGAGGUGGUUUUGGAAGUUCAUCUUCUUGUCGUGUUGUCUUUUUACAGGUGGGACCGAGGUACAAAUCACUUACUGUUUAACAUGCUUCCUGGAGGACCCCCGGAUUACAACACAGCUCUGGAUGUUCCCCGUGACAGGUGAGGGUCUAGUUAGCACCAUUCAGCUUUGUGGAGAGACCCAUUACAUUGAUAAUUGAUUACAUAGCAGUAUUCCAGAUAAAUAAUAGAUAAAUAACAGAUCACUGGGUGAUUGACAUCACCUUGGUGUUGACAUCAUCAUCCAGGAAAUGGCUGAAACUGAUGCAAGCAUUAUUUCAGUAAUUUUCUUCAAUCAUUGGAGAAGCCGUGGGAUUUCCUUUAGUUCAUGCGCCAGCAUCUCCUUUGAUUUGCAUUAUAAACCACAACCUAAUGGUUUUUGACAGACCUUUUUCUUAUUAAUUUAUUUUAAAUGUCAGCUGUAUAUUUAAUUGAAGCUUUUUUUUUUUCUCUACACAUUUUUAUCCGUUUCCACCAGGGGUCAGUCCUGCGCCAUUCUAAAGAUUUCAGUUGCUAUGUUUUGAAGCAACUCUGUUAUAAUGUUUAUGAAAUAUUCAUGCGGACUGCGUUGGACUUUCAUUCCAACACAACCUAAAGGUACUAUAAGGCAAAGUAGGUACUGCUUUGACUUAUGGUAUAUCCUGAGCUAGACAAAAGAUCCAGAAGCUAACGAGGGUACCCUGGAAUAAGAUGGGACAACUUCAAAUUAUUGUUAAUAAUAAUAGUAAUAAUAUUAUUGGCAUUUUUAUAGCACUUUACAAUAUUAUAGGGGAUAUUUACCAAUAAAUGAGACAAUUACAAAAACUUACAGGAACAAAAGUAAGUAUACCUAUCUUCCACUGCACCCUGUAGCCACUAGACCAUAAAGGAACACUAUAGUUGCCAGAAGCUUAAUGUAGUUGUUCUGGUGAGUAUAAUCAUUGCCUUCAGUCAUUUUCAUGCAAACUCUGCUUUUUCAGAGAAAAUGCAGUGUUUACAUUGCCCCUAGGGACACCUCAGAGUGGUCACUCCUGGUCACUGGAGGUGCUUCCUGGCUCAGGGCUGCACAGUAGGCGUGUUCCUUUAAACUUCGAUGUCAAAAUCUGCAAACACCCAUUAAUUGAAAUUGGUAGAUCCACUUCAAAGGAACCCUAUGACUUUAAAAAUAAGUAUGGUUUUAACAUUAGAUGUGUCUUUUACUAUGUUUAGAUUGUGCUACCCACCAAAAAAACUGCAAUUAAACUUGCCUGUAAUAUGCAGUCAGACCCACCGGCUGUGAGACAGUCAGGAUCAUCUCCUUCCAAUCUAUUGGGGACGAAGAGCUCAUGCGCAUUUGCAAGUCUGAUGCUAAUUGUCUUUCUGAAAGCCAUUUGUGGUUUGUUUUAGGCAAGAUUUAAUCAGUACUAUUUGAAAUGAAAGAUAAAAAUGGGACAUUAAAAUGUAACUGCUUUGUUUCUUAAUGUCCUUUUUAAUGAAAACUCCAAGCACCAUAACCUCUCAGAGAAUUCCCCAACACCCAAGCCCAGUCCCUCAGCUUGAGCCAAAAGCGCUGUGGUGAUUUGGGGUUCAUGCAGAUUGUCAUUGCAUUCAAUACAUGCUGCCACAGUAUAAACACUUUGGCAGAUAAUGAGGAAGUGAAACUUCCUCUUUGUGAUGUCCCAUGCUGAAGCGGCAUCCUUUAGGUGCUGGGAAAUCUACUGCCCUUUAUUAAAGGAUCACUAUCGGGCCAGGAACACAAACAUGUAUUCCUGACCCUGUAGUGUUAAAACCACCAUCUAGCUCCCCUGGGCCUCUAAUGCCUCCCUAAAUAUGUAUUCAAGCCUGAAGCUGCUGGCUCUGCCCUGUCUGCUUCCGAAAAACAAGCAGUCUGCUGACAUCAUCAGAAGUGGUGGCCUGAUCCAAUCACAAUGCUUCCCCAUAGGAUUGGCCAAGACUGACAAAGAGGCAGAGCCAGCAUGAUUCAAACACAGCCCUGGCCAAUCAGCAUCUCCUCAUAGAGAUGAAUUGAACAGCCAUCUGAGGAGUGGCCAGUGAAGUUAUCACUAGGCUGUAAUGUAAACACUGCAUUUUUUCUGAAAAGACAGUGUUUACUGCAAAAAGCCUGAAGUAAAUGAUUAUACUCACCACAACAAAUUCAAUAAGCUGUAGUUGUUCUGGUGACUAUAUUGUCCCUUUAAAUCAUUUGAAAACUAGAGUGACUGCACCGAGCCUCCUUGCACCAUACUCACUAAAUUAAUUUGUAGUGGUUAAACGGCUUUGAGUGUCCCUUUAAAUACGUUCCAUAUGAUGUAUCACAUUCUGUUCACUCUCCCCAUUCCUUAUAUAAUGUAUUCUCUUGGUAAUCUGCAGCAGGGUUUUAGGUCAGAUGAGGAGUCUUUAUUUUAUCCUUUAUGUAAUCCUUCUUUUGCUGUAUGUAAGAUCGGGUUUCUUGUGAUCUAAGGCUGUAAAAUUCCCUGAGUUAUCUUUAAUUCCAUGAUACAAUAAGGUGGAAAUUUUAACUCAUUUUAACCCUUAAACUUUUGGGAAUGUUUUUAGUUUGUGCAAUCUGUUUUUUAAUGCAAAUACCAUUUGAGACUAUUGUGGCAGUAUUGUAGGACUGUUUGUUUUUAGUGACCUUUAUUUCAACCACUGAGAAUUAUUUCUGCAUUAUCUUUCUGUUUGAUUUGGUUUCCAGUAGGGUUUAUAUGGGUUGCACAAGAAAUUUGCGAUUAGUUUAGAAGGCAAAAAAUAUUUUUUUUCCCCAUGUACUUUUAUUUUUGUAUAAAGUUGGUCUUAAACACACCAUAACUCUCUGGGCUAUAAUCACUAAACUCAGUGUGUCGUGAAUUGAUAAGGGAGUUGUAAUGUUUAAAACAAAAUGGCAAAACUGAAUAAGAGCUGAUUUAGAAAAUGUAUGAUUUACUGAAAAAAAAGUGUUCGCCUUUGUACAUGUGUAACUUUAAAGGGACACUCCAGACCCCUAAAGCACUUUAGCUUGCUGAAAAACUUUGUGUGAAGAGUGCAGAUUUCAAUAGAAAUAUACACUUUUAUAUAUAUUAGCCUGGUGCCGGGUUACACCCCCUUGGCUAUCAAGCAGGCAACAGGUAACGUUACUUCCUGGUUUCUUUAGCUCAGCUGGAGCAAUUGCUCAGUGCUCCUGCCUUGCAAAGACUUAUCAUUAAGUUCCAUUGGAAAGUCUGUGAUUGGACAGUCACAGAAAGUCUGGGCAGGGUUAGAACGGGAGGACUUGCAAAGACUGCAGAGAAGAGAAUUGCAAGUUUUACAAGCUGUUUUUAGAUAUAUCCCAAUGAAACAAUGCAUAAUUAAAUGCAUUCAAGUUUUCCUUUAGGGUAGAUCUACUAAACAUUGAUUUUUAUUUGUUUUGUAUUUGGGCAGUGGAGUAUCCCUUUAAGCAAUCCAAGCUGUGAGCAGCUAUUGUAAAAAGAUGGGUGGAUUACUUGUAAAAAAAAAAAAAAAAAAAAAGAUGGGCUGUAUUUUGCCAUAUAUAAUUGCAUAGAAAAGACAUUUUGCUUGAAUUGCAUAUUUUCGUUGAAAUAGCUCCUUUUCAUAUUUAGUAAGAAAAGUAAGCCGUAAAUAUUCAUGCUAGGCAUAUUUCUCAUGACAGUACACACUGGCUAUCGGACCGGCUAUGCUAUCUGCGUAUUACGAGAGUUAAGUAGAUCUGUAUAGCACCGUGCAUACAAACAAAACGAAUGGGUGCUGUCUAAGUUUGCUAUGAGUGGUAGUAUAAGAGGUGUGUUUUGAAAGGCAGGAAGGAGCCUGCACAAGACAACAGAAAAAAAACAAAACAUGAGAGUAAGUAUUACAGGCUGGAGUCAAAUAGAAUAAUAUAGCCACUGGGUUUCUCCUCUGAGUUGGUUAGUAAGUCUUAGGAAAACAAUACAAGCUAUAGCUCUAUGUUUAGCUAACAGGAAGGUUUUGUAUCCAGCACCCCAGCCAGUUUUAAGCAUAUACUCUAUCAAGUAGAAAAGGCUGGUUAGCUCCUAAAUGGAGUAUCAUGCGGUCAUUGAUUUGUAUAUUUUCAUUGCACUGUAUAUGCUUAAAAUGGACAGUGCUGAUUUAAGGGACACCUAUAGAAUAAAGCCGUAUCAGAAACACUUGGCAAGGGGCCUGUGUUAAAUUCAUGUGUGAGUAGGAAUAGUAUCAAUAAGCCACACCAUGAAUAGUAAUUUUAAAGUCAAGAGGUAGUCAUAAGAUAUAAAAGGAAAACAAAUGGUCAAGGAAUGGAAAAGGAAAAAAAACAUUAUAGGUUUUUCAUGACCUUCUCCAUGCGACGUCUGGUCACCUUGUCCAUAUUCUUGAUAGAGCUGGCAUUUCUCAAAUGGAUUUCGUCUGAUUUAAUAGAUCCAUGUUUUGAAGAGGUACCCAGGAGACAAGAUCAUCAUCUCUCUCUUCUAAUAUUGAAGGACACUCCUGCUGACCUGUGUUAUAAGAAGGCAUUAGCAAGCUUGAGUUUGACCUUUUGUUGUCCUGCCUUCAGUUUGCCCUCUUACUAUAAUUAUGCCAAUGAGAGAGAUAAUUUGAAGGUAGCUAGAUUGGUGAUGACAGGUGCUUGAAAUGAGACCACAUACCUAUUACUGACCAUGUAAUCCUUGGUAAUCAUGGCAUGUGAGAGCUGACAUGCUAGUUAUGUCCUUUUAGAAAAACCUUUGACAACUGAUCUAAGAGGUUUCCAAGAAUGAGUGGUUAUUGUCCAUGGACUGAGAAUGUGAGAGGCGCUCCUCAUUCCUAAAGUCUUUGUGUUGUCUUAUGCUUUCACUGAUCCCUCUUGCACUCGAAGAAUGAAUGUCUACAUAUCCAUCAUUUACAGGUUGCAGUGUACGCUCUUUGAAAUCUGAGGUAUGGUCAAUACGUUGGUUAGAUUCUAUUGUCAUAUAAAAUAGUAAAAUGCUCUUGCGAUGGUUGAUACAAAAUCUGUGCCGCACCUUCUUGUUUAAUCCAAAUUUUUUAUAAUUCUAUUAGAGCCGUGUUGGCUGGUGGAGGAUUCUCGACUUGGACUUACCGCCAAGGCUAUGAUGUCAGUAUUCCCGUUUACAGCUCCCUAUCUGCAGAUGUCAACUUGCCCGAGAGAGCACCUGGGUAAGUGCCAAUUCUGAGUGACCAAUUUAAAACAAUCAAGCGCAGCAAACAUAAAAUCACAACAUUAGGUAUUAAAAAAAUAAAUAAAAUAAAAAUAGCCAUGAAUGAAUACUCCAAAUCCAAUUUACCGGCAGCUGAGUAUAUUUGACUUGCUGUAAAAGUUAGACUUAUUCACACCACAAAUCUCAUCACUCUUGGGCAGUCUUGAAGGCUAGCACAACCAUAAUUCUUAUUUUUACAGGAUUUCCAGAGCUUCUUUUAUCAACGUCAACUCUUUCUUACAAUUCUUUUUUAACUAAAUGCCUGCUCAUCAGUAUGAUUAAUUUUAGAUUUACUGGACUUUCAGGGUCUAUUGUCUUCUGCUGUAAAAAUGAUUUAUCAAGUCGCAGUUACAUCUUUCACAAUUUGGGCCUAAUUUGCCCACCAUUUUUUAGGUAACGUCAACAGCUGUUUAAUUUAGCUCAUUGGCUAGUGCCCAGUCUGUAAUAUUUGUAGAACAUUUUCAAACCAUACGUCCAAUUCUCAGCAACAUCAUCUCAGAUUUUCAUCCUGACCAGGUCAAUAAUAUGAAUAGAUUGAAGAUUUAACUUCUGUGUACUCAAGGAUGAAUGUUUAAAACUAGUAAAAAAAAAAAAAAGCAAGUAAUUCAUGUUACAUACUCCAGAAAAACACAUAAAACCCACUUUGAACAGUUUAGUAAUGCUCUUUUUUUUUUUUUAAUAUUGUUGUGGAGAUUUUGUGAUGAACUUAUACACAUCAAACAGUUUGAGCUCCUAGGGAUAAGGGCCACCAGUGUAGGAAAGAAAGACAGUGGUGUUAAGACCUAGAAUUGGCAUCUGGGAAGAUAUGGAGAACUGUAAGGAUCAUAAUAACUCAGUCUUUUGUGCUUUAUUUUUCUCUUUUUUCUCCGCUUCCUUCGAUCGACCAUUUGGCUUAAUUCUUUAGCCCCCGAACGUUCUUCAUCCUCUCCUCCCAGACUACCCUGCAUCCAGAAUUCCGCACUGACCUCGAAACGAUCCGUACAGAGAAUGGAGACUCUGUUCUGCUCCUGGACAAAUGCACUAACCUCUCCGAAGGAGCCAUGCCACAUCGCAAGCGAUGUCAUAAAAAUACAGUUUAUGAUUAUCCUCAAGUACUCCAGGUAAUCGAGCGAAACAGUUUAGUAAUUCUCUUGUUUUAGCUGAUGGGUUAAAUUGAUAAUCAGAAUAAAAGUGAGAAUAACUCAGCUGACAUUGAUCUUUUGAUAUUAAAAUUUACAAAACUCAAGAAACCUUGCCAUAGGAAUGUUUAGCUACUUCUUGGUCCAUGGUCUAUAGUGCACUUUGUUUUCACCAGUCUUGUACUCAUUCAGGGACUCGCACUAAGGUACACCUACGCAGGAAACAUAAUUAUAUUCGUUUCAUAGAGAUUGGAUGCAGGUAAUGCGACUAAGGUACCUCUUGGCAAAAUUGCAGUUCUAUAGGGUCCAUGCAGUUGAAUGGGCGCUAAAGGGAUAUAAUAAGCACCAAAACAAGUUUAGCAAAAUGAAGCAGUUUUUGAUGUAUAGAUCAUGCCCCUGCAGUCUUACUUCUCAAUUCUGUGCCAUUUAGGCAUUAAAUCACGUUUGCUUCUGUUUAUGCAGCCCUAGGCACAUCUCCCUGUCUGUGACUCACACAGACAACAUGAAGAAAUUAUUUCCAUUUCAAUCAGCGCAAUGUGUUUACUUUAGAAGUUUUUACACACAAAAGGCUCUAGCAAGCUAACAGAAUAAGAAAUUCUAAGUUAAACAGCGUGUGCAAUAAAAGGAAGUGUAAGCAUUAGAUGUCUCUUUACAGGAAGUGUUUUGGAUGGCUGGUGGAAUGAAGGGGCGUUAAUAAAGGUGCCCCUAGGCUGUAGAUGUAAUUGUAUUGGUUUCAUAGCGAUCAAAUGAUAGAACUUGAUGUGUUUGUCUUUGCAGGAAGCUACAUUUUGUCUUGUCAUCCGUGGAGCCCGAUUGGGACAAGCUGUUCUCAGUGAUGUUUUGCAAGCUGGCUGUGUCCCUGUCAUCAUCGCCGAUUCCUAUAUUCUCCCUUUCUCCGAGGUCCUGGACUGGAAAAGGUAACACCUCAGUGAAACUCUUUACUAACCCUGUAUAUCUGAGGUAUAGCUUGGCUCUUUACUAACCCUCUAUAUCUGGGAUGUAGCACGGAUGUUUACUAGCACGGUACAUCUGGGAUAUAGCUCUUUACUAACCCUAUGUAUCUGGAAGACAGCUCGUUACUAGCCCUGUAUAUCUGGGAUACAUCUCUGCUCUUUACUAACCCUGUACAUCUGGGAUAUACAGUGAGGGUAAGAAGUAUUUGAUCCCCUGCUGAUUUUGAACGUUUGCCCACUGACAAAGAAAUGAUCAGUCUAUAAUUUUACUGGUAGGUGUAUUUUAACAGUGAGAGACAGAAUAACAAAAACCAAAUCCAGAAAAACGCAUGUCAAAAACUUAUAAAUUGAUUUGCAUGUCAAUGAAUGAAAUAAGUAUUUGACCCCUUCGAAUUGGUACUUGGUGGCAAACCCCUUGUUGGCAAUCAUAGAGGUCAGACGUUUUUUGUAGUUGGCCACCAGGUUUGCACACAUCUCAGGAUUUGUCCCACUCCUCUUUGCAGAUCCUCUCCAAGUCAUUAAGGUUUUGAGGCUGACAUUUGGCAAAAACAGAUUUUCUAUGGGAUAAAGGUCUGGAGACUGGCUAGGCCACUUCAGGACCUUAAUGUGCUUCUCCUUAAGCCACUCUCUUGUUGCCUUGGAUGUGUGUUUUGGGUCAUUGUCAUGCUGGAAUACCCAUCUACAACCCAUUUCCAAUGCCCUGACUGAGGUAAGGAGGUUCUCACCCAAGAUUUGAUGGUACAUGGCCUUGAUCAUUGUCCCUUUGAUGCAGUACAGUUGUCCUGUCCCCUUAGCAGAAAAACACCCACAAAGCAAAUUGUUUCCACUUCCAUGUUUGAUGGUGUUCUUGGGGGUUAUAGGCAGAAUUCCUCCUCCUCCAAACACGGCGAGUUGAGUUGAUGGCAAAGAGCUUGAUUUUGGUCUCAUCUGACCACAACACUGAAUCAUUCAGAUGUUCAUUGGCAAACUUCAGACGGGCCUGUGCAUGUGCUUUAUUGAGCAGGGGGACCUUGCGGGCGCGGCAGGAUUUCCAGGUUCACAGCGUAGUGUGUUACCAAUAGUUUUUUUGGUGACUAUGGUCAGAGGUGCCUUAAGAUCAUUAACUAUAUCCUUCCAUGUAGUUCUGGGCUGAUUCCUCACCGUUCUCAUGAUCAUUGAAACUCCACGAGGUGAGAUCUUGCACAGAGCACCAGACCGAUGGAGACUGACUGUUAUUUUGUGUUUCUUCCAUAUGCGAAAAAUCGCAUCAACUGUUGUCACCUUCUCCCCAAGCUGCUUGGCAAUGGUCUUGUAGCCCAUUCAAGUCUUGUGUAGGCCUACAAUCUUGUCCCUGACAUCAUUGGACAGCUCUUUGGUCUUGGCCAUGGAGGAGAGUUUGGAAUCUGAUUGAUUGCUUCUGUGGACAGGUGUCUUUUAUACAUGUAACAAACUGAGAUUAGGAGCACUCCCUUUAACCCCUUAAGGACCAAACUUCUGGAAUAAAAUGGAAUUAUGACGUCACACAUGUCAUGUGUCCUUAAGGGGUUAAGAGAGUGCCCCUAAUCUCAGUUCAUUACCCGUAUAAGACACCUGGGAGUCAGAAAUCUUGCUGAUUGAUAGGGGAUCUAAUACUUAUUUCACUCAUUGACAUGCAAAUCACCUUAUAACCUUUUUUUUUUUUUUUAAAACAUGCGUUUUUCUGGAUUUAUUUUUGUUCUGUCUCUCACUGUUAAAAUACACAUACCAUUAUGACUGAUCACUUCUUUGUUAGUGGGCAAACGUUCAAAAUCAGCAGGGGAUCAUAUACUUUUUCCCCUCACUGUAGCUUUUUACUAACCCUGCAUAUGUGGGAUAUAGCUCUUUACUAACACUGUGGAUCUGGGAUAUAGCUCAGGUCUCUUUACUAACCCUGUAUAUGUAGGAUACAGCUAUUUACUAGCCCUGUAUAUUUGGAAUACAGCUUAGCUCUUUACUAACCAUGUAAUCUGGGAUAUAGCGUUUUACUAACCCUGUAUAUCAAGGAUAUUUUAUCCAGUCUGACACAUCUCUGUGAUCUAUCCAGAGCGUCUGUUGUGAUCCCUGAAGAGAAAAUACUUGAAAUGUACAGUGUUCUGCAGAGCAUUCCUCAGAGGCAGGUAGAGGAGAUGCAGAGACAGGUAAGAUAUCAACUUUCAUUUUUAUAUUUACGGUACAUAUAUGUAUCUGUGUUGGUGUUUUUAUGAGAUUUUGUCUGCAGUUAAAUUAUUUGCCACUAGGUGUCUCUCUCAGAUUUAGAUGCCUUAAAGAGCCAUUACUUUUUUUUUGUAUAGAAAGAUGCCUUGGAUCACAAGAAAAUGUAAUGUACUUUUUGAAGAUAGGUAAAUUUUUUUAUUUAUCACCCUGUGUUAGAGUGAAUAUAUUGCCUAUUGCUACCUACAAUUUCCCUCAGGGUUUAAUUAGUUAUGUGAUCUAGAAGUAGGAUGCAAAUCCAUUCUUCUUUACUAGUUACAUAUAAACAUGAAGGACAUCUCAAUGCUGGGACCAAUUGUUUGUUCUUGUCUCUUCCAUUUGUGAUUUUUUUUUUUUUUUUGAGAAAACAUGCAUGAAAUAAGCACACAUCAAGUAUGUUAUAGUGAUAUUAUGUGACUUGCUGUUAAGUUUUAAAGGAACAGUCCGGCACCAUAACAAGGUUAUCUUGAUGAAUGUUAUGUUGCAAGGAGGACCCCAGGCGCCAGCUUGUCGCAACCAUCAAUGAGCAGAUUAAAGGACAACUUCACACUGUAAAAAACAAAGAACCCCACAGUUUAAUAGAUAUACCCACAAAAAAAUACAUUAAUGCAUUUUUUAUGCAUGUAUUCAUUGGGGGUAUAGUCUAAAACAGCUUGCAAAAGCUGCAGUUUUUCUCAUUGAGAAGACUCCGUUUCUAUUCCGUCUCUUUGCACUUUCCCAUGAGUCACUGCGUGAUCGAGAGUUUUUUAAAUUUUUUUAUUUGUGCUGUUCUGAAUUGCGAGAAGAUUUUCUAGUCACUAGUUUAAUUGAUUGGGUGUGCACACGCAUGAUCACUCUUACUCGCACACAUGUAGAUAUGUGCGCACUACUGGAAAGCAAUCGGCAUGGAAGAACGACAUUGAGAAUUCUUUGCGGGCAAUUUUGGAAGGCAGAAGCACUCUAGUAGAACAUGCUUGCUACUUUUGUUAGCUCAGUGGAGGCGUUUCUAUUUUUAAUUAUAAACUUCUAAUUUCACAAAGAAAAAUGCAUUUUGUAAAAGGGACUUUUAAGAGGAUACUCCAUAGCCAAAUAGCAAUUCAGCAACCUGAAGUGCUCUAUGGGUGUGGAGUGUUCCUUUAAACCCAAAAUGUUGAAUCCGGCGCCCAAUCACUCUGGCCAACCGCUUCUGUUGCACUCAGAGGCUUGACAGGAUGCCUUGGACAGGGGUGCUGCUUAGAGUGGUUACUGACAUGAUCAGUAGCUCCCUAUUCACAAAAUCACUUGCGAAAGGUACUCUUUUUCUCAAGACAAUUACAUCUUGGGAUUUUUCUUCCCUGAUUCAAGCUGCAGGCUGCACCAGAAGGAGAUGGGCAAAGCAGAUGUGUGUUGAGUUAAACACUUUAGGGUUAAACUGUUCUUUAUCGGUUUAAGUCCUUGACGUAAGCCAGCACCUGGGAUCCUCCUCGCACCGUAGCAUUUUCAUAACAAUGAAGUUGUUAUGGUCCUGGAGUGUCUUUUUAAUGCUCCCACAAGGAACAAAAUAGGUUAUCUAGACAUAUAUACAUUUACUCUCUUUGUAACCUUUGUAACUGUAAAUUCAAAAGCAUGUGGCAGGAUUAAAAAUAAAGUAGCCAAGCUGUGACUAUGGCGGAAUUGAGUAUUUUUAUUUUUCAAAAUCAGCUGCUGUUGCCUUCGUUUUGCUAUAAAUUGUUGAUUGAAUAAACCCUUUUGAGGUUUAUUUUCUUUCACAUUUGGGUAAUGUUGUAAUAUUCACAUGUUCCGUGAGAUGUCCCUGAGAUGCCCCUUGCAUGCACCCAGCCAUAUUCUGUCCUUUUUACUGCACCGCCUCCCAUCACAUACUGUUGCCAGUUGGUAAAUGGGGAGGAAAAACACAGGAUGGAAAAGUGGAACAUUUUGUUGGAAGCAUUUUCACCAUCUUUCCCUUACCAAGGUUUUUUUCUUUUCUUUUUUUCAUUCAUUUUUCCUACCGGUGGACGUACUAGUGUGCCUCGCUUUGUGUUUUGCUGAUACGGAAAGAUACACAAAGUCCAAAAACCAUAGCGAAAGCAACUCAUAGCAACAGGGGAUAUUUUUUCCCUCUACUUGUUGAUUUGGUAUGUCAGUGGAUGUUCUGCCCUUUAACAAAUGUUAGGUAACAGUUUAGACAAAUUGCUGUUUGUUUAGAUCUCGUGAACCUUUGUGCAAUAAGGGUUAAUAACCUCUGCCAUGUCAACUGCGUACACUGCAAGUUCCACUGUGCUCAAUAAAUUGCUGGCUGAGCGUGACAAGCCUUGUAGUCUACGGACGUGCAGUCAUAUCUGGAUAGUGUUUUUAUAAUGAGUGUCUGGAAUGAAUGUUAAAGGGAAAGUGCUAUAUUGAAUGUCAUUCAGGUAUUUAAGACUUGUCCAGGAGGGAGAGUUCCAUGUUCUCUCAUCCCAGUAAAUUCUAUUGAAGCAUUUGCUCUUACCUCUGCGGCACUUCCAUGUUCCAGCUGUCAUUGGUGCACCCAUGAUGCUUUGGUUGCACUCUGGCAUCUGUAUAGAAAUGUCCAUUCUAGUGAAUAUGUGCAUAUUGCUGUUAAUUUACAUUGUAUGUACUGUAAUUCAGUCGAAUAAUCCUAUAUAUUAAAACUACAGAGAUUUUUUGACUUAAAAUCAAACACUUAAAAUCGUGCAAAAAUCUCCACAGUGACAGUUCAGCUUUUUAAAAUAACAAAUUCAGAUCUAUUGCGUGCAGGUGACCUAAUUGGGAUCCACUUAACUUAUUACAAAUGAACAUGAUUGCCUCAAUUUUGCCAUUUUCACUGUGCCAUAUUGUAAUUCUUCUAAAACCAGAUGGGGACAAAAAUUGCGUAUAUCUUAAUAAGAGGUGCUUUUAACUUACAGUUUAUAUAUUUUGUUUCCUACCACCAUGGCUACGUUGAAAAAAUGGAUUUGUGGUCAUCUGGAAAUUAGUUGGUCGCUCCUUUGCACUGUAUGGAUUGUUUUUCAGUAAAACCUGUGUAACGCAUUUAUUAUUCCCUGCACACCUUCCUUAAAAUUCUGAGUAAAAUCCAGAGCAUUCUUUUGUUUUGUGCCAUGCAGUAGAUAACGAGUCAUUAUUUUUAUCUCUCAGACAGAAACAUGUGCUUUACACCAAAAAAGUAAAAAAAAAAACAGACAAAAGUGUAUAUAUGAACAUUAAUACUGACAUCAGAUUCAACAUACGCAUAUUGGAAGUUUAUCAAGUGGUACAAAAAAAGAGAUCUAUCUAUCUUGUGAUGGAACUUUCUCUUUCAUUUUAGUCGAUCCGAAAAUGAUUUUGAAGAAAGUGAUUCUGUCAUUUGUUUGCGGUCAUCCCCGCUACAGAAUAUGUUGGCGCUAUUUAAUUAACUAUAGUAAUAUUCAUGCUGUCAUAAUGCAGUUUGUUUGUGUGUGGGGCGAGGGAGGGGGUUGUUGUUUUUUGUUUUUUUUGGGCUGCAUUGUGAAAAAAAAAAAACUUGAGGCAAUCUGUUUUCAGUUUCAUCUCCCAUGGGAUUUCUGACCCAAAAUCUUUUUUUGAGGGUUGUUUGCCUUUAGUUUGGCAAAUGUACUAAAAUCACCAUCAUUCUUUCUCCAGAGUGUAUUAUCCAAAUGGAGAAAUUAUUUACCUUGCCUUCAGUGGUCGCCAAAGAUUUGCAGGAAAAUGUGAAGAUGGCCACAGAUUCCAAAAUUCUCAGGAAUUAGAAAUGUAUUUUUUUUUACUUAUGCUUGGCAGGGAGCAACUUUUUUUAUUACUAUUAUUUAAGCAUUUUUUGUUGCAGUAUGCUGCAAAUGUUUUGAAAGGCUUAUUAAAACACAACCCAGACGCAUUGCUCUCCAUUCCCCCGUCACAUAAUAGUAGCUUUUCAGAAAGAUGUGUUUCACUUUUACACUUGUAUGACCAUUCGGACAGUGUUCAAACUAUUUAACAAUGUUUGGAUUUUGUGUUCUAGGCUCUGAACCAGAAUUGUCUCGCGUUGAGCUGGAUUAAUAAAUUCUGGACCCGAAUUUUAAAUAUCUGAAAUAUGAAAAUAAAACAAACCCGCAGCAGUGCCAAGGGCUAAUCGAAGGCGUUCGCCAGCACUCUAGCUAGUUGUCCUAAUAAAGUAGAAAAACAAGCCUAUGGGGUUCCAUAUGAUGCCCAUCUAACUUUAAAAAGGAUUAAAUCUACCCAUAUGCCCCCAUUCACCUUGUUGCAGGUGGGGGCAUGUCUACUUAACAAUGAGUAACCAGUAGUUAUUUCUGCCCAGUCACUAAAAAUGCUUCCAAACCAAUCAAAGUGUUCUGACUCACAUUAGAAGGUGUGGGGGACAUUCUUUAUAAAUUGAGCCAAUUUGGAUUCAUUGUUUUGGUGUUGUUUUUUUCUUGUUGUCAUCUCGAUCACAUAUCUCAGAUUUGUGGGACUCCCUUGGUCCCCCCAAUCGGAUCCGGUGGCGAGGGGGUGGGUAUUUGUCCUGCAGGGAGGGCACGAUCUUAAGGGCGUGUUUUGCCACCCAUUGGGAGUGGGUUAAAAGAAUAUACUGAAUUCCUGGCAUUCCCUUUGCUGUAUAGAUUGUAAGCUCAUCUGGGCAGGACCCUUGUCACCUACUGUUACUGUUAGACGUCAUAUGUAUUUUGUUAAAUGUUUGUCUUGUUUACCUAUUGUACAGCACUACAGAAUCUGUUGGAGAAAUCGUAGAAAUCAUUCUAAUUGUAUAUCUUGCCCUGAAACCCAUGCUUCAGGUGAGGCUAUUAUAUUUUAUUCAGUGUAGAGAUUGUAACCAUAUUAGUUUGUAUUAUUAUUGUUUGUUUUUUUUACUUUGACAACGAAAAUCCAAUCAGGGGAGCAACAAGGGACAAAGCAACAUGUGUGGGUCAGAAGGACUGGAGAGGUGUAAACAGAUCCGUGAUUUAUCUGCUAUGUGGCUUCUGCAAACAAGGUUUUAUUUGGCCAGCAGCUUUGCUUUACUAACCUCUAACCCUGCAAGGCUCUGAAGUGCAGCAACUGACAGACCAACUCUUCUUUCAACUCUUCCUGCUAGCCUUCUUGUAUUUUUUGGGGGGAGAGCCCUUUGAGCACAGCGGGGCGUCGGGAUGUGGUGAAUCCCCAGCACUAUUUGGUAGAUGAGUAAACAUUUUAAAGGUAUGGAUGGGACCCAGGUCGAUGGAUUAAGAGAUUCUGUACCCAGAAUCCUUUGCACAGUUGUGCUAAAAACUUGUUUUGGUCUCCAUUAAAGCGCCACUUAACACCUCAUCUCAUGAUCCUUCUGUAGCAAUCUCUCAGGGUGCAUCAGUCUGAAUAGCUGCUAGACAGCAUGAUUCUUAUUCUUGGUGUAUUAUGCACUGCAGCAGAAAUGAGUUAAGUCAACAAACAAAAAUAUGGUGAAAAUAAGUACAACAAACAUUUAAUGUCCAAAUUGGGCCUUGUUGUCUGAGACUGAACUAAAUUGACCCAAAGUCAGGUUUCACAGCUGUGAACAACUUAUCUCCAGAGCCAGUUUUCUUCUGUUCUAUCGAACACGUGCAGAUCUUUGGAAAAUGCAGUCAGAAAAUUCUGCACUCAAGGCAAUAAAUUGUGAGAUAUGUAAUAGUUGUUUUUUUUCUGGUGUUCGAAUAACUGCUGUUUUAGAGGACGUGCCACUGAUUACUGCAGAGUCCCUGCAGUCGUUAGCAAGACUUUCACCAGGGGAUUGAAUUUAAUAAGUAAGGAAGAAACCACUAAAUUCCCUUAGAUCUUUUUCAAUAUUUAUUAUUUGCCUGUACAACACUGUGACCUUCCUUCCUUUGAGCUGGUAGAGAGUGAGAGAGAGAGGAUGAAUGAUGACUUGGGAGCUCCACAAAAAAAAAAAAAUGAAGGAGAAUCAGUCUUAUGCAAGAAGUAGAAAAAAAAAAACUAAACAAAAAGCGAGCACCCGUUUUAGCCUGGAGGCUGCGCCAUCCCUAGAGAGCUUCAGGAGAGUUGAUCAUGGCAGCCUGAAAAAGUGGAGCUCCGAAUAAGCAAUAAAUAAUCCUUCUGAGUUAUGGGUCGGCUGUAUGUAAAAUGUCAGCUCUGAUUUGCCACUGAAUAUUUAAAGUGCGCAGCUUUUUAAUUUAAAACCCAAACCUUGCAAGUCUUGGAACUGGCCGAUGCUAAAUAAGGAGCUGCCUAACAAGGCAGGUAUUGGGGAGUGAUGGAUGACCGCUGGCGUAGAGCCAAACCGCAGAACAUUUAAAGGACUACGGAGCUUGAAGACUGUUUAUUCUGCAGAAAUAAGCUUGGACAAGCAGAGCGAUUGGCAUCUGAUAGCAGAAGGUGCCUGUAUGUUUUUAUUUUGCAGUGUCCUCAUGGUCUGCAGGAUUUGUAGAUGUUUUAUGACAAAACGGGGACAUUUUAGGACAAAAUGAUUAUUUCAUACUUAUUGCAAAUAUAUAUAUAUAUAUAUAUAUAUAUAUAUAUAUAUAUAAUUAUUUUUUUUGCACCAAAUAAUGAAAUAAUUAAUUUUUUUUGCACCAAAUCCAAUAGUGGGUAGGUUUUGUGUGUCUAUUAUUCUGUUGUUUUGUGACCUGUAAACACAUACCUUUUAUGUUUAUUUUAGUUAAUAUUUUUUGAUAAUAAACAUACUUAAAGGAUUACUCCAACACCCAUGACCACUUCUACUUUUAGAAGCGGUGAUGGUGCAAGCGAUCUGUAUGUGCAGCUUUUAAGCUUGAAAUGCUGUCUAUUGAGAUAAAUGUGUAUUUUUGUGCCAUAAUCUAGUUGCACUCCUGGCACCAUGUGACUUAGGCAGCCUGAAACUCUGUUCCGGACUGCCUGUUCUGCGCAAAUGAAGUCCGACAUUGGCAUGCAUUGCAUUCUGGUUACACAUGUAAUCACCUGCAAGGUGAGGCCUCUCUUCCCAGCGUUCAUUCACUUACUCUGUCCACCCCCCUACCUUCAUUCAUCCCUCCUUCUCCUUGAAUUUUGGUUGGCUGGUGGUCAAGCUCUAAUGCCAAGAUGAGAUGCGACUUCUCGCAUACGCAGUGUAUCGUUCAGUGGUACAACAAUGCUUCCCUGUGAGAAGUAUUUGAUUGGACCAGAGACGCAAAGAGAUUGAUGUGGCAUAAUGGCAGUGAGGAUGAUCAUGAAUGACUUGGCCUCAGAAAAUUAAUGCCAGGAGCCCAAUAGGGCAUUUAGACUUCAAAAAGUACUGCACUUUCAAAUAGGGUCGGCUAACAUGCAAUAGACGCCAUAGAGGAUCCUUCGGGGCUGUGGAUUACAAGGCUGAGCUCAUAGAAAAUGUAUCUUUGCAACAAUUAAAGUAUUACCAAUUAGUUGCUCUUGACUAAGAAUAUCAACUGUGGAUUUUUUUUACUUAAAGGGACACUAUAGGCACCCAGACCACUCUAUCUCAAUGAAGUGGUCCAGGUGAAGGGUCUCUGGCCUCAAUGCCCAUUGCAGGGUUAAAACUGCCUCUGGUGACUGUCUACCAGACAACUGCACUUCCUUGCUUUUCAUAGAGUAUAACUCUUGCAUGAGGAAGUCCAGUGUCUUCAAAAUCCCCACAGGUAAGCAUUCAGUGAACGCUUUCCUAUGGCAAAGGUCUAAUGUGCAAUGCUCGCUAUGCAUUCAUAUGAGUUACCAUUGGCUGGCGUCAGAGAAGGAGUUAGAUCUAACGUUGAUGGAUCUCUCCGCUGGACUCGUAUACGUGUUUAAAGAGACACUGUAGGCACCUAAACCACUUCAGCUCAUUGAAGGGGUUCGGGUGCUGUGUCUCUUUUGCACCUAGUGCUGCAAUGUUACACAUUGCAGUUCCAGAGAACUGCAAUGUUUACAUUGCAACACUAAGUCUGCCCAUAGUGGCUUUCUACCAGACAGCCACUAGGAGCGCUUCCGGAGUCGUGACGUUAUCUGAUGCUGGAUGUCCUCACGCUCUGACUGAGGACUUCCAGAGUCAGAUUUUCCCCAUAGGAAAGCAUUGAUUCAAUGCUUUCAUAUGGGGAGGUCUAAUGCGCGUGCGGCAUUAGACCCCGCUCAUCGAGGGGCGGAGCUUCGAUAUGGUAAGUAAAUAAAGGGUUGUUUUUUUUUUUUGUUUUUUUUUUUAAAAAAACCCUUUAUUCACCGAGAUGGGUUGUGUGUAAGGGACACUAGUUUUUUUUUUUUUAUUAUUCUUUAUUUUUGUGGGUAUACGAGAGUUAAACACGUAGUACAUUAUAUGCAGAAUGAAAGUGAAAUAACAUGUACAAAAAUACAUUUAAGAUAGUCUUCAUAUAACAUUCGUAUUUGCAUAGAAACUUUGCAACCCGAUUUUUAAUAGGUAAAGCCAGGGGCGUAUUAGCCGCGAGGCAAACAAGGCAUUUGCCUUGGGCGGCAUUUUUUCAGGGGGCGGCAAAAAAUGCCGCCCCCCAAAUGCCCAGGGCAAAUGCCUAGUUAGCCUCGCGGCUAACAGACAUGCCGAGCUGGCGCGCUGGGCGGGCAGCCGGGCGGCCGGCGAGGGAGCUCUUCCCCUGAGCUCUGCUUAGCUCCCUUGCGCGCCGCCAGCAGAGUGAGGCCGGAAGAUGACGUCAUAUUCAGCUGAGCAGAGCAGAGCGCUCAGGGGAAGAGCUCCCUCGGCGGCCGCCCGCCCAGCGCUGCAGCCACUGGACCCCAGGGAGAGGAAGAACCCCCCCCCAGCAUUACCAAAGGUAAGGAGGCUGGGGGGGGUUAAAUAAAAAAAAAAAAAAAAAACACUAGUGUGUGUGUGGAAGUCUGUUAGUGUGUAUGUUGGUGUGUGUAUGUAUGUUAGUGUUAGUGUGUGUGUGUGUUUGUGUGUGUGUGGAAGUCUGUUAGUGUGUAUGUAUGUUAGUGUUAGUGUGUGUGUGUGUUUGUGUGUGUGUGGAUGUCUGUUGGUGUGUGUAUGUUAGUGUGUCUGUUAGUGUGUGUAUGUUAGUGUGUGUGUGUAUGUUAGUGUGUGUGUGUAUGUUAGUGUGUGUGUGUAUGUUAGUGUGUGUGUAUGUUAGUGUGUGUGGAUGUCUGUUAGUGUGUGUAUGUUAGUGUGUCUGUUAGUGUUUGUGUCUGUUAGUGUGUCUGUUAGUGUUUGUGUCUGUUAGUGUGUAUGUUAGUGUUAGUGUGUGUAUGUUAGUGUGUGUCUGUUAGUGUUAGUGUGUCUGUUAGUGUGGAUGUCUGUUAGUGUGUGUGUGAGUGUGUGUCUGUUAGUGACUGUGUGUUUCUGUUAGCUAGUGAAUGCGUAUCUGUCAGUGAAUGUGUGUGUGUAUUUAGAAGGCGGAGCAGGGGGGAAGGUUGGGUGGUGGUUGCGUGGGUGGGGGUGGCGCGGGGGGGUGCCUGAGUUUUGUCCUGCCUAGGGCAGCACAAAACCAGGAUACACCACUGGGUAAAGCCCUGCGUUUCUCCCUCGUGUUAGUGGCUACUAAGGCGUAUGGCUACCCUGAGGGGCUAGUGUACAGCUUUAUGUGCUCUGCUUAGGAAUGUUGGGGCUGUAGGCGCAGCCUGGGCACUUGUAUUAUUAGGUGAGGGAGUGUGGUUAUUAUGGCCGUUGAUAGGAAUGGUGCAGGACCUCGCAAGUCUCCCAGUAUGGCGCUUGUACACAGAGUGUCGGGCCUCUGCAUUUGCUUCGUGUUAGGGGAGGGGCAAGUCUGCUUAACCAGGAUCGGUGGGAGUCUGCUUACGGAGCCAGAGAUUUAAAUAUAUCUGUUGCCCUGUAAUCUUCAUAAACUUAAAACAAACAAAAAAUAAACUUUUAAGACCUUAGAAAACUUAAGAAACUUUGAGAAAAGAAACCAAAAACCAAAAAGUCACUGCUUCUAAGGUGAGCGAAAAGACUAGGUAAGUUCAGCAUAUGAAAGGUGUCCAAUUUAUAGUCCUGCAGUAAGGGACCUAUCAGACAUUUCACAGGUGCACUUGCAUGUGCGGUCGCAUUUCUCAUGUUAAAGGAUCCGUCAUCUUUGGCUCAGUUCUUCUGGGCACAAAGGGAGUUAUAUCGUCGACAUUCCACGCAGGGUUGGCCCUUGUCACUGCUGUAGGAAGCGAGAGUCCCAGUGACUGGAGAAACUUAGGCGCUUCAGAUAUGUGUGUCAAGUGGGUCGUCUUACCGGCAUGCUCUACGGUUAAACGAUGAGGGCCCCAUUUAUAGGGGAUAGAGUUCUCGCCCAGUAGCAAGGUGAUGUGGCGGAGAGACCUGCGCCAGGUGAGAGUGUGCUUUGAGAAGUCUCUGUAUAGGGUCAAACUUGCUCCCUCAAACAUGAUGGUGGGAGAGCCUCUCGCGGCUCCCAUGAGAGCCCCCCGGUCCGAGUCCCGGACAAAUUUAAUUAACACAUCCCUCGGUGCUUCUUGGGGCGCUUUGAGUGCCUUGGGGAGGCGAAAGCAGGUGUCGAUCCCUACCUGCUUCGCUUGUUUGGGAGUCAGUAAGGUUGCCACCAGCCUCCUACAAUAGUGUGGUAAUUCCAGGUUUCCCGCCGAUUCCGGCACUCCCCGGAUUCGCAGGUUUCGGGCUCUAGUUUUGUCUUCCAUGCCCGCUAAUUGAGCGGUCAGCGCCGCACAUUGUUUUUGCAACUGUCCCAGGGCAGCGUCUGUCGCCGUUUGUGCUACUCUCGCGCCCCCAAGGGACUCCUCAACGGAAACCACCCGGCCUGCAAGUGUGGAGACCUCCCCUCGGACAAGUGCCAUGUCGGCAUCAAACAUCGCUUUGAUGUUUACCAUCAGUGCCUUGAUGUCGGCUUUCGUGGCGGGUGCUGCGUCGCCCAAUUCUUUAGGCUGCUGGGGUGUAAUAUGCACCUUGCUGGAAACGUGGAAGGAAUCGAGUGCGCUGUCAUCGUCGGAUGACUGUGUGUCGAAGGCCUCUAUCGGCGCCAUCUUGCCAGGUACGUGCAGCUGCGUUAAAAGUGCCUAUAUCUUUGGAUCCCGAGCCAGGAUCUGCUCUGCACUUCUUCAUUUUCUUCCCCAUAGUGUCUUGGGGAUCUGUUUGUCAGGUCCCCGAGGCGGUUUUUGUCGCUUGGAUAUCCCUUUUCCUGGGUCUCACGCUCGGAGCUGUGGUGAGUUGCGACUUGCUUGUUUAGGCGCUGGCUCCGCCCCGAGGGACACUAGUUUUAAUGAAUAAAAAUGUUAAAUUAAAAGGAACAUUCCAUUGGAACCCAGUUGCUUUGGCCCAAUCUCCAGCUUGUUUUUCAUUCCUUGUUUAGUGAAUGAGCCCUAUUUUUUCUGUGUGCCUGUGGAAGGUUAUACUUUGAAACCUGUUCCAGUUCUCAGACUAGAGUGAGUUUCCCAUUCAUGAUUUUCCGGACAAUAAAGCAUGUUCAUUAAAUAUUCAUUUGGUUUGUAACAGAUCCAAUAUGUGUUUUUUGUUUUUUCUGAUCUAAUCACUACCUUAAUCUUUCCUUUGUGAUUUGACUUUACAUAUAUUUAGAGAUACCUGCCCGAAUAAAGACUCUACUUCAUAUACAACAUAUGGUAUACUUUUUAUUUUUCUCCCUACUUUACCACUUUGUCUUAACCAGCUGCAGGCUGUACUUUUACAUCCAUCUUUGGCUCACCAAAGACUAACUGUUGUUAAAAAGUUAGGAUUUGUGCAUUCUUGCGGACAUACUUCAUGCUGUGCGGUGUCAUACUAAUUCGUUUUUUUGCGUCCUCUGGAAUUUUAGUAGCUAUCUUGGUCUUUGCUCAUCUGUAAACCUUAAACCAGGAGAGAUGGCAUUUUAACGUGCCGUUAAGUUUAAUGAUCCGUUUUUUUUAUUCUAUACGUAUGUCUGGGUAAAUAGUUCUUGUGAGAAUGCAUAUUACUUACCAUUUGUGUUAUCUUACUAUGGACUCUCUCUCUCACUUUUACAAGAAACAUUUGACUAUAUUGUCCUGCACGGACAUCCAUUUCUUAUAAAACUCCUCUUUCAGUAUGUUGGUGACCGAAAAGAGACAAAUCUAAGCCAAAGGCAUGUUGAUAGUCAAAGUGUUUCUUUAUCGUUCGUCAUUAAGAGCAUUACUUCUUCCAUUUAGUGGCCAGUUUUUGUAUAUUUUGAAAUUUGACUAACCUGAUAAAUUCAGGUAUUGGAGAAUAAAUGCAUAAAAUGCUCAAAUGUUUAAACGGCGCAAACAGUUACUUUUUGUAGGCACCAUGGCCAAAACAACAGUUCGUUCAUAGUAUGUUUCAAAUUGAUUAUGUUUUUAUUGAACCCCCCCAUUAGCUAGGAUGUUUUGAACAAAUGUAAUAAUUUAAGAUCCUCUUGUGGGAGACACUUCAUAUACACUUUUCAGUAGACAUAGUGAAAUGAAGAACUGAGGAAGCACACAACUAAUUAAUCUGUCUUGGGCUGGCCGAUGUGUUUCAUCUCUUAUUUCAUAGACUUAUGGUAUCUUGAAGUUCAUAUUUAAUUUCUGGCCUCUUUGCUAUUCCAUGAUAAACUUGUUUGACCACAUGGAUAAUGCCACAUGAAUGUUGAGACCAACCACUGUUGAAGAGCAUUGACCGUGUGUCAUGCUCUCGAUGCAUACCGCCAAUCUUCUAGACUGACUGGGUUCAUUACUCCAAACACCAUAACUAGUAGAGCGUGCAAUAGUGGUUAUGGUGCAAGGAGUGCCCUGGGCCCCCCUCUCCAGUGUAAUUAGUCAAACCAAUUUAAAUUUGACAACUUUUUUAUUUUUCAGACAAAUAAACAGAUAAGGGGGGAACGGGUACAGAAAAGAAAGGGGAAGGUUCAGCAGAUAAUCAAAUAGUACAUUGUGGACAUCACAUACUCCUGGUCUGUGGUAUAGAUUAACAGUUUCUAGUAGGAGGUUUUCAAGUGUCUUUGGCAAUAAGAGUGGCAAUGGCUUCUUUUUAUACAUACAUUUUUAUGGUGUGGAUAGUGUACAUUGUACAUUAGUGUUACUCUGUUGUACAGACUGGACCGAUCUCCAUGCGUCCCAGGUGUUCCAUGCUGCCAUGGUUGUCUGAGAUGAGGGCCACAAUUUACUAAAGUUUUGUUCAUAAGUGCGUUGGCCAUCUACAUCCGAGGUUAGCAAAUACAUAGACGGGCAUUGUGUGGACUUCCAUGCUCUUUCUAUUAAUUUAUGGGCUCACAGUAGGAUAUGGUAAAGGACUUUCCGUUUAAAUUUGGGUAUCCCUUCUGGGAGAAGCAUAGGUACAUAGAUUUGUGGGUUAUGGGGUAUUUUGAGUUUGGUCGUUUUUUUCAAGGAGGGUUUGGACAGUGGUCCAAAAAGGUCUAAUGGAUGGACAUUGCCACCAUAUAUGGUGAACGGUCCCUUCUUCCAGUUCACAUCUCCAACAGGUGUGGGGGGUGUGAGUCAGCAGUUAGUGAGUUAAACCAAUUUAGAAUGGUUUGACUUCUUAUCUGGGUGCCAGCGAUCAGCUGAUGCUCUCAGCCAAUGAGCAAGACCUACAUUGCUUGGCUUAUCUCAGCGGGCACCAGUGCACUUGUGACGUGCUGUAGUGGUUUUGGUGCUUAGUGUUCCUUUAACGUCAGCUGGCAAACUUUCCAUUAGACUUACUAAGACUGGGAAGUGAAACUAAUAAUUUACGUAUUGGGGAACACUGUCCCUUUAAUGUACAUGCAGCACACUGUGAUAGGAAUCUCUGAAUCUUAUUGUUGUAUAUGAUUUUCUGCGCAGCUUAUUUAUGGUCUGUGUGCUUUACUUGUAGAUAUGGACUUAUAGCUGCUGAUUUGUACUAGUGCGACACAAGCCCCUUUGCUCCCCCUCCAUUCUCCUUUAACAUGCAAUCUCCACAGGGCCAUUGGUAAACCCCCGAGGCUGUAAAUUAAAACCGCUUUAUUUGAUAGUCAGCCCUUCAGAGGCCCCCUUUCUUCAAAACUUUGUAACUCUAGAGGUUUGUAGCAUGAAGUCAGCAUCCCUGAAGGUACAAGAUUUGGCAAAAUGGAUUUCAGUCAAGGAAUUUCGGGAAGGCAAAGGAUUUUUUUUUCUUUAACUCUAGCUAUAAUCUAACUAUUAAAUACUAGCCCUUGGCACUUUAACUGUACGUGAUCUGAUGAUGUACAACCAGGUAUUUGGUUCACUGUGCAUCAUGGGAAAUGUAGUUCAUAGCAGCUGGAGUGCCAAGGGUAAACCUGGUACAACUCUUAAUCCACAACAGCUGGAUUGCGAGAGGUCUGCUAAUUAUGUUGUGUAUACACAAGUUUGAAGGUCAGUCCUUAAAGAAAUCCAAAGAUCACCAUUGCUUGUGAUCUCCAUACUAGUCUAUAACUGCAUUCGUAACCAGAGAGUUAAAUGGUCACUUUUGGUUGGAUUUGACCUAUUUGUUUAACCAUAUACAUUUUGACCAAUGUUAUAAAUAAGAAAAUAAGGCCUUGAUUUAAUAUUUUCAGAUCAGCUUGUCAGAUUUAUUAUUUUUGGAUAAACUUUUAAAUGAUUUAAUAUUAUGAAAAAAAAAUACAAUUUUUAUUUUGAUAUUUUUGACAAGUGUGUGUGUGAAAUAAAUACAAAUAUAUAAUAUAUAUAAUUUAUUUAUUUGUGGUCGGUAAUAUUCAAGCCGUGUUAUAACAUUAUUGAUGGUACAGGUCAGUAGUGGUGUGCCAAAAUGGACGUUAAGGGUAGACCUGUAAUAAAAGAGGGCACCCCUGUAAAAUGAAUUUAAAGGAGAAGGGUGAGGUGGGUGGGUGGGAUGAACGGCACGGCAAAGGUAAGGUGGGGUGUUUAUUUUUUUUUUUAUAUAUAUAGGAACACUAACUCCUCCCACAAAUACAGCCUUUUGUCCUUUAAACAUUACAUACAUAUAUAUAUAUUGUAUUUUCUUAUAUUAUAACAUUUAAAAAAAAAAAAUUUUUAAAAAGCUUAUCCAAAAAUAUCAAAUCAUUUUAAAAGUUUCUUAUUAAAUUGAGACCUAAAGUUUACUAAACAUUUUGUAGUAUUGUAAUAACUGGAUUCUGCACCAAAGUGCAUAGCAAAUUCAAGAUUACAACAGAGUCAAUUAAAGUUUGAAUGACAGGUGAAUAUACAUCAUAUACCUUUCUGUUUUCAUGUGCACCUGUAAAUAUACCAAACCAGUGUUCACAAACCUAGGAGAUCUUUCAAACUGAUGAUCUUUGAGGCUUUCAGUGUUCCAAACAGACAGGCCAACUGCUUCCCUAGAUAUUUCUGUUUAGUUGCCGACAGACUGCAAUAUAGAGUGUAGUUAAAAAACAUGGACCUCAUAGGCUUCCUUUGGUUAAUGAAACUUUGCCCAUGUUUUAGUAGAGAGGUGAGCUACAUUCCAGUUAUAUGGUGAUUGGCUUUUUUUCUUCAGCAAGCUUUGGUUAAUCCCCUGCCAGUGUAAUGCAGUAAAUGGCUGAGUUGUCACAUGUUUUUACUGUCUCUAUAAAUCAUUUAUUCAAUUAUUAGUGACUUUAUUUCCCUUUCAGAAUGUCUGCUACAAAUCGUCAACUUUAUGAUUUUGCUGACAUCCCCAUUUCUACAAUAAUAUUUUAAUUGAUUCUUCUCUUGGGUUUUUCAGGCCCGGUGGUUCUGGGAGGGCUAUUUCCAGUCAAUGAAACACAUUGCGUUGGCGACCCUCCAAAUCAUCAACGACCGGAUCUACCCGUACGCUGCCAGGUCCUACGAGGAGUGGAAUGACCCUCUUUUUGUGGUGAGUGGAUUUAGGACAAAAUUACAUAUUAAGUACAAAUUGACAUUAAUCUUGUUACAAACACAAUCGAAGCCUUGCCUUUGUAUGUGUUCAAACUACAUGUCAUGCGCGACACUGAAAUGAAUGAGAAGUCUACUCCUCUGCUAAAAGCUGAGUAUACAUUAUAUAUCUGAGACUUUUAACAGAGAGCCCUAUUAACUUGUUCACUCCGAAUAAUGGGAAGCAAGGCUAUGCAUCCAGAUUACCAAUCUCCGGGCUAUUAAUUGCAUUCAAAGAAUCAUGGCAGUUGUAGUUCAGCAACCGCUGGAGGGCCAGAGUUUUUGAAUACCCUGGUUUAAAGCAGUGCUGGCUACCUUUGGUAUCCCAGAUGCUGGUAAAAUACAUAAACUCAUUGUACAUGGGAAAUGUUGUUUAACACAUCAUGAGUACAGGAGGCCGUGCAUUGUAUGUGAACCAGUCUCUUCCUGUAUAAUAUGUUGCAAACCCCAGUUGUAAACAAGUUGAGCCAGCUACCUUUACCAGAUAGUAAUCCAUAAUUAUAUUAAAGAGACACUCUGAGCUCCAUGACAGCACAGCUUAUCACAGUCCUCAGGUCUUUUUCAAGUUGGUUUAAAAUGAUUUGACAAAAAAAUGGGUCUCUCCUGAAACGCAAACCUGGCCCAUUUCCACAUUACGUGUAUACAUGUAUCCAAAUUUGGAUGCCAGCGACAACAUAUCCUGCAUUGCAUCUAGCACCAUGGCAACCAAAAAAAAACUUGGUGUACCUUUACCUUUAUGUUAGUCCAGGUCCUAUAUUUUACCCAAUUUUUGUCAAUCCCAAUUCCAGUACCCAGGUCUGCAAGUGUACUUUGACUUUGCGCUCUUAGAUGGACACAAGGCUGCUCAAGAAUAAAGUAAUGAAUAGUGUUUUUUUUGUUGUAUCCCAUCCACCCCUCUUUGCCUUCUUUUAGGGAAGUGUCUCUAUGAAAAUAUUCAAUCCCAGUCAAGCCGCCUGUGUCUUUACUCUUUGCCAUGUCACAAUAAAGUUGGCAUUUUCCAGAGAGUCUUCUGGGUAGGGAGAUAGAAGGGUUAAAUUUAUUCCAGUGGCGCCCUUUAACCGCUCCAGGAUGAGAAUCACGCUGAAAUUCUUUCUCAGAGUGUUCUGUGGAAAUACAUUGUGCAUAAUUGGAGCAAAACACAGAAUAAAUCAAGACUUUUCCUUUUUGUAAGGUCUGGUAAGUCAUAAUUGAAACCAUACACUGGGUUGAGGUUGGUAUUUGUUUUAAGAAAAAAAAAAAUAGAAACAUGAAAAUACUGUGAAAAAGCAAAAUGCUGCUCUAUACUCUUCACGACCAUGAUAGAAUCCGUUAAUUUAAAAAUAAAAAAGAGAAAAAGAAACCCCAAAACUAUUUUGAAGUUGGUGAAACCUUGCCAUUAUAUUGAAUGGCAUAAAAUCACUAAGAACAAUGUCUCGAGCUUAGUGGCAGUAAAGACCACUGUUAAUUGGCUAUAUUGUUUUUUUUUUUUAGAUUAAAAAAAAAUGUGAAAUUUGUCAACUCUGUCCUCCAUUUGUGCAUCACAAUGCAGCAUUGUUUUCAAAUGAAUUGUUUUUAUGAGGCAUAUGAGACCACAUGUCUUCCAACCUUUCAAAUGGCAAAGACAGAGUCUAUAGACUGCAGCAAGACACGCAGAGUUAUUUCAGAAUAUUUUAUUUGACUUCAUGACCUACUGAUAGCCAUUUGGUAAUUUUAAAGAAAAAUUAUACGUGUCUAUGCCAAAGUAGUAUUUUUACGCAAAGUGAUUUCUGUACGCCUUGGCUCUGUUUUAGACUGGUUACUGUGAUGCUCAAUCACACUACAUUUCAGUGAAUUAUAUUGCUGUGGAGCUCUGUGAUAUACUCCUACACAUUACUGUUUGAUUGCUGUGGAGCUCUGUGAUACAUUCAUAUACAAUGCGUAUUACUCUGAAAAGUGUUGCUGUGUGGAGCUUUGUGAUACUCAAACACACAACACACAACACAUUACUGUGAGUUGCAUUUCUGUGGAGCUCUGUGAUAGUCCUAUACAAUGUGCAUUACUUUACAUUUUCUUGCUGUGGAGCUCUCUGAUAUACUCAUGCACACCCCACAUUUGUAUGAGGUUUUUAAAGCUUUCAAGCUCCGUGAUAUUCAAUCUCCCUUCACGUUACUGUGAGUUGCAUUGCUUUGGAGCUCUGUGAUAUAGUCGUAUACAAUGUGCAUUACUGGGAGCUGCAUUGCAGUGGAGCUCUGUGAUAUACACAUUACUGUGAGUUUUAUUGCUUUGGAGCUCUGUGAUGUAGUCAUGCACACUCCUCAUUUCUGUGAGAUUUUAAAGCUCUGUGAUGUUCAAUCGCCUUCCCCAUUACUGUGAGUUUAAUUGUGGUGCUGUCAUGUGAUUUACUCAUAUCCACAACAAAUAAAAUACGCGUUUCAUCGGAAUUAAUGAGUUUGUUAUUCUGCCUUUCCUGCUUUUUCUUAUGUUCUGCUCUGAAACCAUAUACAUUGUUUAGGUGAUGUGAUCCCAUUAAGAAAUGCAGUUAAAAUGCCUGUUUAAUAUAGCUGUCAGUUUGCAUAAAGUUCAGUUAUUUUGACUGCUGUAUUCUUAGAAACUAUUUCUCCAUGUGGGCGUUGCUAGCCGUUUGUGGCUCCCAUGCCUGGGUCAAUAGGGCUUGCUGGAUAUAAAAGAAAAUCCAGCAUUUUGUGCUAUGUUUUUAACACAUUAGAAGGCUGAUCAUACUAAACUGAUAGUUGAUACUGUCCCCUUUUUUUCUUAUCUUGCAAUGCUGUCUCGUCUACUUACAUAAAUAUAUAUAUUUUAAAGGGACACUUUAAGCACCAUAACCACCACAGCUUAUGUAGUGGUUUAUGAUAUAAGGGGUCUUUGGUUGCUGUCUCACCAUUUUUUUUCCUUCUAAUUGUUUUUGAGCUGGUUGACAUAAAACAGGGCAUUCCUGGCACCCAGCUCCGGUCCCCAAUGCCACGGCCGAGAUAGAGGAUAUUCACUCCUCAUCCGUACAAGUUGUGACAGUAAUGAUAGUCUGCAAACACCGGGCCACAAUAAGGGGCCGCAUGAAUUUGUGUGAACCUUUUAAUUUUUGGUUCCGUUUUUAUGCUGGCCUAAUUGUUGAGAUUUUUUUAAUCAAAAGUCUUUGUUUUCUUGUUGAUACUGUAUUUUGUUUUUUCUUCUGGGAAGCUUAGCUAUGCAUCCACUACUUUAGUAAUCUUCCUUCUCCCCCCCCCCUCACCUCUCACACCUCUAUUAAUGGAGCUGAUCCUCUUAUUCUUCCACUUACCUAAACAAAUAAAUAAAUAAAAUAAAAAAAAGGUGGCUCAUACCUCUGUUGUUUAGCUCAUUUAUUAUUGUUUUAUUAUCAUUUAUAUAUCGCCAGCAAAUUCUGUAGCGCUGUACAAUGGGGGGGACUAACACACACAUAAUUGUAACCAGACAAAUGGACGCACAGGAACAGAGGUGUUUUUCCAUCCUUGUUAGAGGUGUAAACACCGUGUUAGUCACUGAUAUAGGUGAAAAGCCUACAUGAGUAUCUAACAUGCCUAAUAAAGGACUGUUCAUGUUCUUACCACAAGUUUCCAAUUGCACUUCUUGGCUUAAGUGCCCACUUCUGAUAUUGGCUUAAGUGCCCACAUCUGAUAUUGGCUUUAUCUCAUCCUUUAUGUUUAUCUACAAAUUAUUCUACCUAUGGAUUUACAUAAUGCAAAAAUACAUUCCUAUGUAUUUAGUGGGUCUCAGGUAGUAUAUAGGUGCCUGGGUAACUCCCCACAAUAUGUUGCUUACUGUAGUGGCAUUGUGUUCCGUAGUGUAAAGACGAACCCUUUCCCAGAGGGUUUUGGUGCUUUGUACGAUGUAUUUUAAUUGUAUUACACUUGAUAAUAGAUCACCUUCAAGGUGCAGUGUGCUUAAUUUGGGGUCUUCCAGUGCAUAAUUACCUGUAUAUUUGGCUACUUAGCAGAAUCAAUUUCAGAACAAGUGUUUGACAGCAUCACUAAGGCAAUAUGUCCUCCUUGUUAUCUGUGUGUUUGAACAAGUAAUCAUCUCUAUUGGCCAGGAAACAAUCAUUGUGCCUCUAGAGACCUCUACCCAAUGCUAAAUAGCGUAGUGGUAUUAGAGCUGGUAGAUUUCACAAGUCGUGUCACAGCCUGCCACCAUAAUGGGGCUAUAAAUGGCCCCUGAUGUUAAGCGCCUGUUUGCCUUUCUGUCCGACAGGGGUGUCUUUAAGUCCCCUCCCUCCCAUUCCCAUUGAGUUAUUGGCUCUCAAUGAGCCUGAUUUCUCCUUUUGAAAGGAGAGAGGUCAGGAGGUCUCAGACAGCAGACACACAGGCAGGGGGUCGGCUCUUAAAAGCACUUGAGAAUAAGUCCUAAUAGACCCAUUUGAAAGAGUUUUCUUUACAGGGGCACUUGAUGCUGGAAACAUUUAAUGUUUGACCUGGCCCGGCUGUCAGUGUGUUAAUGAUUUUGUAGCAUAGAACUUGGUCUCUGGUGUUCAAUUCUUAUCCGUUUGCAGGUUUUCGGCUGGUCUUUGAGCCCUGCGCAUCAGUCAGAGUGUGUGACCAUUCCAGACACUCGUCAUUUACGCUUUUAGAUCAUUGGUAAACUAUUGAGUUGGCAGUCUAGGUAAUUUGCUUUCAACAGAUCUAGAAAAUCUUUUUUGCUGCCACUGAUGGAACUAUAGAUCGGACAAGUGUCUCUCUAUGCAAAAGGCAAUCUCAUUUAUUGAAGCAUAUUGGAAAGUAAUGAAUUUAGUGGCCCGUUUGGAGAAAUUGCCUGAAAUUGUAGCUGCAGUUAAAGCAUCGCUUUACGAAUAGACUCCAUUGUGCACGGAGUAAACAAAAUAUAAACUAUAAGAAGAAUGGCCAAUUAUCAGGGUAUAUAUAUAUUCUUUCAGUUCACAAGCCAUUUUGCACUGUACAUUUAUUGCUAAUUAUUCUAAAUUACAUAACGGCAUUUUAUGUAAAGUGAUACUAAUUCCCCAUGAUUCCUUACUUGCACAGUUUGCUUAUAGCCGACACAAAUUGCACAUCUCGCAACGCGUAGAAGUUUUAAUCUGGUACAUCAUUGGCUUCAAAGAGAAUCUAGAUUGAGAAAUCCAGAAUAUGCAAUAAAUUUAUUGCAAUAAAUGUCCAGAAUUAUGGAACAUGAUCCAAAGAUGGUGGUUGUGGGCCAGACUCACAGAGGAGUAAGAGAAUUAAGAGGAAUAAAUAAUAAAUAAACAAUUUAAUCCUCUUUGAGGUGUUUGUGUGCAGCAGGCUUUAAAUGUACAUUUUGGAUUCUCCCUGUCCCAGAUUUUUUAAUUAAAGGGAAACCACCUUCAACAUACAGUAUUCAAAUGCAUUUGUUUUCUAAAUCACCAACUUAUGAGUUUGUGUGAAUGUUUGCAGAAGCAGAACUUUUUCUUUUUCUUUUAUAUUGCUUCUUUUCUGUCCACCAGCUAAUUCGUUGUGCAUCCUUGAAGUCUGCUUUCUUGCUAAACUAAAACUAUAGCUUGAUCUCCGUUUCAGGCUUGGCUUUUGAAAUCAUUUUAUGCCACGUUUAAUGGUUUGGUAAAAGAAACCUAAUGUCUAAUGUGCUUGCAAAGCUGUAAUGAAAAUACUUUGUCAUCUACACAUUUCUAGGGGGAAAGGGUCUGCUUUGAAAUACCUUAAUUGUCCCUACAUCAUGUUGAAAUUAAAUGUUAUGGGCUAUAUUUCAAAGUGCCAUCUCUUUCUUGUGCAGAUAGAGCCCUGCGUAGUACGUGUAAUAUUAUAUGUUUUAAAUAUUUUUAUUGCACCUUGCCUGUGUUAAAUCCUUAAAUACCCUUUUCAAACCAAUGAGUUUUCUUUAUCAUUUUCUGCACGGUGAGAUUACUGCGAAACCAGACUGAGCAAGGCUUACAUCUGUACAUCCCUCUGAUUAUGUCAAAAUAAAUAUUCUAGAUAGCCAUAUGAGGUUACCUUUUAAUUACUGCUAAGUGAAUAGAAUGCAUUUGAAACCUGCCCCAUAAAAAUUUUUUCUUUGUAAACUUGUGCUGGCCAUCCCGGGGUAAUUCAAUAGCUGUGGAUAACCUACAGACCGUGACAUUCAGUAUGUUAAUAUUUUGUGCGGGUGAUGAGGAUCGGUUCUAGCUGCAAAGUUAGUUGGGUGACAUACGGCUAGGUGCUAUGAAUUUUGACUUGUUUGCAAAGAACUCUGUAAUACUGUAAUUGGUAGUGGCAAAGUAUUCUGACUUAUUCCAAGUGCAGGACUGAGCUUCUGAAUAUGCAUCACAGAGCUUUCAGCCACUAAAGGGGGACAAAAGAAGCCCUGUAUACUGAAAUGAUGUAUACCUAUAAAAUAACAAAAACCUACUUUCAGCUUUCAUUCCUUUCGGCCUAAAAGCAAAUAAUUUGAACACAGGUCUUGGAGUCAUUGAAGCUAUUUAAAGCGUGUGUUGUUAGCUCUGUUAAUGUUAAAUAAUGCAUAGUGUUCUCCUCAAAAGUUUUGUUUUAUAAUCCUUUGCGGAUUUAUUUGCAUAGCCUGCAUUCAAUGCGUUAGGGUUGUAUCCGCUGCUUUUGCCAUUGUCUAGAGAUGAGUGCUGCAGCUUUAAUGACAUAGAAUAGAUCAAUGCUGCUGCAGGUAUAGUUACAUGGAAAACUCAAAUUGAGCCCAACUUGCAGAAACCUAAUGCUUGAAUUUAUGUGGGUCGGUUAUCAGUUGGUACCCUGCCUUCCUCAUUGCUGUGUGCAUUGCCAUUGCCAACUCCUCCACUUUCCCCUAACAUCAGUCUCCAUCAGGAUGAGCUCCUAUGAAAGAUUUGACGUUAUCGAAAACAACGUCAUAGGAACCAAAAACUGCUCACCGAAUGGCUAACAGCCAAAUUGUGCUUGAGAUGUGCUAAAUAAUUGUCAGUUUUAGGGUUCAAAUUUAUGACAUUUUGAUAUGACGCCAUUUGGAAUAUUGUAACUAUUUCACCGCUUAAAUGAUUGUCUAGAUGACUACUUUAGCUAUAAUCAAAUUGCUCAGGGCCGAUACUACAUCUCUAGUCUGUUGGAUCACUACUACAUCUUGUCAUUGCCUUGCAUUGUCUAGUAGCUGUCGCUACCAUUGUCUAGAUGACUGCUAUUGGUCAAAUGGAUCAGGAUCAAUACUGUUACUGGUUCUACUAUAAAUUCCUUAUCACCAAGUAUAUUCACUUACACCGCUGAUUAUACACUCAUUUGGCUAUUAAUUGCUUUAUUGCUCUGAUUAUUCACUGGUUCUAAUACAAAUUGCUUUAUCACUCUGAAUACCAAGUUUAAGAAGUGAGGUAUUUAUAGGCAAUGUUUGUACAUGUUCCUGUUGGCAUUUUCACCUCCCCAUCAAAUCCGAACACAGGGGGAGAUAGAACAUUAUCCAGUAGACAGGUGGUGCAAAAUUCCAAUAUUACCAUGGAAACUACGGGAAUGGUCCUAGAGAUCCCACUUGUUUCCAUGGUGAUUGUUCAGCUGUUAGAACUUUGCUCACUUUACAAAUAGCAUCAAGAUGAAUUCUUGUUCUCAUUCAUUGAUAAUCUUAAAUGAAAUUAUGGUCCCUUCAUUGUGUUCUGGGAGGGUGAAAGCUUAAAUCCAGCCCCCCGCAACGUAAUCACUUCAGUUAGCUAUAGUGGUUUUGGGCUGGUAGUGUCCCUUUAAGGUAAGCAUUCUCCGUAUAGCUGAAAUGUACAUAUUGGCUGCAUUAAUAUUUUUUUUUUCUAUACACUGAAAUAUCACAACCUCCUUAUAAAAUGGCAACCACUUAAUUUCCCAUAAUACCCAGGUCCAAUAAAUGAUGUAAGUGCAUAUGUUUAAUUUAUUUGCCCAAGGGUAGCCUUGAUUUAUUUUAUUCUAUGGGAAGGUAAUUGUGGUUCUGUGUGUGUUUUGUUUACAUGGUAUUGUAAAGCAUCAAACUUCAUGUAUAUUUCUCUAAUGACGAUUAUUUUUUUUCCAUAAUCCUUCUUUUGUCCAACACUAGCCUGGAACCUAAGUGUAGAUCUGCCUAUGUAAUUGCAUGGCUUGUAAAGUUGCUGAUUAACUUGUUACUGCUUGCAUUUUUGCUGGGAAUUAUUUUGCCUUCCACAGUUAUGCCUUACUGACAUUUUCCUUGUAUUUUGAACGCUUUUCUAAUAGUUAUAAGCUAUAAGCAUUUUUCCCACUGAAGCUAAUUUAGCAAAAUCCUGCUUUUCAUUUGCUAUUUACAUUGCUAGCUUGCUUUGACACAUUUAAACAUCUGUGAUGCAAGGCUUGCACAAAUGUUUUGACAAUCCCGGUACUAUAGUUGUUAUUAUUAUUUUAUUAUUUAUAUAGCGCCAUCAGGUUCUGUAGCGCUGUACAAUUGGUGGACUUACAGACAUGUAGUUGUAACCAGACAACUGGACGUACAGGAACAGAGAGGUGGAGGGCCUUGCUCAAUGAGCUUACAUUCUAGUUCCAUGUAUAUGUACAAUAUAUUGCAAAUGCCACAGAAUGGGAAUAGGGAACCCAGGAAGUAAGGGACACCCAUAGCUAUAGGUUCUACUAAAAUAGAUGUCUUACCCCUAAACCAUCACAUAUUACAGGAAGACACAUUUAGCUGUGCAUACAUGCCAGUUAACAAAUAAGUGUUUCUCUUUAAGUAAACCUAUUGUGAUAACAAGUUAUUAAAGAGAAAAAAAAAUUGAUCUGAUUGGUUGAAUCAUCCCAACAGUAACCAAAAUUCAGAACAAUUAUAUAUUUUGCUGUCACUAAACUAAAUGUGUGCCAGAUACAGAUUAUCUCAGCCCAAGGCUGGAUAGCUUAUGCAACAGUCACAUUUUGUGGAUCAAUGUUAAUCUAUUCAUUUGUGUUUUUUAAAAUUGCAUUUAUUUAAUUUUCUAUUUUUUUUUAAUUUUAAGUCAACAGACCUAUGUGUUUAUUGAUUUACGUCAAGUGGUGCACGUUACCCUGUGCCACUUCACCCCUCCUCUGUCUGUGCGGCACUGGUUGGCGCUCUUAUUAGGAACAGACUGUGUGCCUUCUAGCUUGCCAACCCCUCUGGGUUCCAUCUCUUUGGCAGGACUCAGGAGAAACAGCUUAAAGUUCUUAACAGGUUUGCCCUAAUUAAAAUUCAAAUCUUGUAACUCUGCAAAAUCAAUCUUCGCAACGCGCUCUGUUAUUUCCCCCACUUCAAGUUUAAUGGAUUCCUUGGCCAUUUUUUCUUGCAGAACAACAACCGUAGUUUUGUUUGAGUUGUUAUUUAAUCCGUCUGUAUUGCGGCCUCUUUAUUUACUUUUUUAUUUUACAUGCCCAUUUUGUGUCAGAGUUCUGUAUCUGCCUCACUCUGUUCCAUUUCCUUUCACAAGGGAAAAAGGGGACGAGGGAGAGAGAGAAUGAAAAGUCUUAGGACUUCCAGUGAUGCCCAGGCUGGGACUACAGACAGUAUUUUCCAGUCUCUGGAAUCCAUACUAAGCCCAGCUGGCUGACAGGGAUCAUGCUUUCUCUCUGUUGCCAUUUCUAAAUCAUUUAAACCCACCUUUUAAAUACCUUUAUGUUGGACUAGACCUCCUGUUAACUCUUCAAGAUUGAGAAGGUUGUUUUAAAAUAUAUACCGGUAAAUAAAAUAAUAAAUGGUUGUCUGAGAAUACUUGUUACAUUUACGUGUUUUUUAUUUUUUUAUUAUUCUUUAUUUUUUUUCCUGCUCAUAGGUGCGAGAAGGGCAUAUAAUCGUUAUGUACAGACAUUGUAGAACAGUCAGUAACAAUCUGAUAUUAGCCUUUGAACUGGUUAUAAUUCGGCAGAUAGUACAGAGCUGAGGGUUUUGAGUAUUUAAGGAAUUGCUACUGUCUGGUAUGUCUGUUCGUGCCUAUGUAAGGUCCGUGGCUUGGGUGGCGCUAGUAGGUGAGGGAGCAGUCCCCGCUAUGUGGGUUCUCCGUUUUCCGUACGUACUCCCCUGGGUAAGGGAGUGCUCCUGAUCGUAGGUUGCAGGACCAGUUUGUAACAUUUACUUUUAUCCGUCAUCUUUUUAAUCUAAUUUCUUCUCUAAAGUUCUUCACUUUUGUCAAGAAUUGAUAAGUCACUCAGUGCACUAAAGUGGUCAGUUGAUUUCAUCAACCGAGGCAUUUUUCUUGCCAUAUGUGUGAGUAGAGUACAUUGUGAAGUGAAUACUAAAUUGCUACUUUGGUUAUGGUGACGAGAGUACCCAAGUACCAGACCUCCUGCACCGUGUGGCCUACGAAUGCAGAGGUUAAUAUUUGCUUGAAGUGACAUCGGAAAGGGUGCUUGUGAGUACGAAUACGUACGAUGGUAGUCCCUACACUCCUCCUCACUGCGCCUGUACAAACGCAUGGUUGGUGUUGUGGGAGGUCAUCAUAUGCAGGGACAGUAAAUGUGCUGAUGAUAGCCACACAAUGGGUGCUCUCAGUUUGUUGAUUGGUUCCACUCAUCAUUUGUGAUAUGGCAUUUAUUGUUUAACCCCUUAAGGACCAAACUUCUGGAAUAAAAGGGAAUCAUGACAUGUCACACAUGUCAUGUGUCCUUAAGGGGUUAAACAUACUGGACUCCCAAUUUUCUCUGAAGUUAAACAUCUAGCAAUGACUGUCUAUUAAUCAACUGAGUUGAGUGCGUAGCUCUCUGAAAACCAUUUCAAAGUGGAAACAUAGUCCUGUUAUGAGCCAUAUCUGCUAAUAUAGAGAAGCAGAAAUAGAUUGUAUGUAUUGUCUUGUAAGACUAUCUGUCUCUGUGACCUUCUUAGCUGAGUUGCUGUUUCAUUUUCAUUAUUCUAGAAAUGGAGCAGUGUAUCCAAUCCUCUGUUCCUGCCGCUGAUCCCUCCACAGUCGCAAGGAUUCACUGCCGUAGUGCUAACAUUUGACCGUGUUGAAAGCCUGUUCCGUGUUAUCACAGAGGUGUCUAAAGUACCAAGCCUGUCCAAGUUGCUGGUGGUUUGGAAUAACCAAAAUAAGAGCCCACCUGAAGGUAAGUGUAUAAGGUUCUAAGAAUGCAGUAUUGAUCACUAUUAUGCUACAAAGUACUCAUCGGUUAGUUGGUGCCAGAGCUGUGGUGUGAUUAUGUUCACCCAUAUGUGAUCUGACAGAGCUUAGUGUUGUAUAUGAUCUCUGGGACACCACGUGUAAAGCUAGGUGGAGUGGAAGUGAAGUUCUAAUCUGCUAGAAAGUCACACUAAAUUUUGGCCUUGUUACUUAAAAACAAAAUAAUAAUAAAAGUACACCCUACAUCAGCCACUGUAACCGUUAUAUUAAAGUCUAUUUAUUUCCUGUUGUGUACGGUAGAGGUAUUCUGUUUCUUUACUGCAAACCAUUCCAAACUAACUACAUUUUCCAUGCGCCCAAUUUUUGUGUUGAUUACCAUAUAUACUCAAGUAUAAGUCUAGUUUUUCAGCACAUUAUUUGUGCUGAAAAAGCCCCACUCGACUUAUACUAGAGUCAGUGUCUGUAUUAUGGCAACAUUACAUGCCCGGCGGGCCUGUUGGGGGCUGGCAGAUAGUUGUUACGUACCUUCCUGCAGCUCCUGUCAGCUCCCUUCUCCUCCACUGUAAGUCUCGCGGUGUGACUGCCGCGCGGAGCGUUGCCACGGUAACCCGUGGCAACGCUCUGACCCCGCGGCUCUCGCGAGACUUACAGUGGAGCUGACCGGACCAGAGGAGAAGGGAGCUGACAGGAGCUGCAGGAAAGGUAAGUAACAGCUCUCUGCCAGCCCCCCUCCUACACAGCCCAUCCACUGGACCACCAGGGAAUGAGAGCCCCCCUCCCUGGCCAGCUAAUAAGCAGGGAGUGGGGACAAAAAUAAAAAUUAAAUAAUAAAAAAAUUAUAAUAUUACAAUAAAAAAAUGUAAAUAUUAAAAUUAAAAAAGUAAAUAAUAAAAUAAUAGUAAAAUUAAAAAAAAUUUAUAUUAAAAUUAAAAAAAUUAAAAAUAAUAAAAAUGCCCUCCCCCACCCAGUUCAUACACACACACACACACUGCAUUAUAUACACACACACUGCUUAUAAAUACACUCAUACAAACACACACUCUGCAUUAUAUACACACACACUCUGCAUUCACACAAACACACACACACUGCAUAUAUAAUGCAGUGUGUGUUUGUAUGAGUGUGUCCGUAUAUAAUGCAGAGUGUGUGUUUGUAUGAGUGUGUGUGUGUAUAAUGCAGAGUGUGUGUUUGUAUGAGUGUGUGUGUAUAUAAUGCAGUGUGUUUUUGUAUGAGUGUGUGUGUAUAUAAUGCAGUGUGUUUUUGUAUGAGUGUGUGUAUAAUGCAGAUUGUUUGUAUGAGUGUGUAUAAUGCAGAGUGUGUGUUUGUAUGAGUGUGUGUAUAUAAUGCAGUGUGUUUUUGUAUGAGUGUGUGUAUAAUGCAGAUUGUUUGUAUGAGUGUGUGUGUAUAAUGCAGAGUGUGUGUAUGAGUGUGUGUGUAUAAUGCAGAGUGUGUGUAUAAUGCAGUGUGUAUGAGUGUGUGUGUGUAUAAUGCAGUGUGUGUGUGUGUGUGUGUGUGUGUGUGUGUAUAAGUGUGUGUAUAUAAUUAUAAAAAUCACAAAAUUUCAUAGCCCCAAGUUUUACCCUCGACUUAUCCACGAGGCAUAGCAUAUUUCACAAUUGUUGGUCACAAAACUGCACUCGACUUAUACAUGAGAUUGACUUAUACACGAGUAUAUAUGGUACUUAUCGCUAGCAUGUGAACAUAUUGCCAGUUAUGAUAAACUGGUAGCUUUGAUAAACUGGACGCUUUGCAUGGGGUGUUCAUAAACAACCAAAAGCAACCAAUAAGAGCGAAAGAGUGCUUGCCGGGUAUAUGUAGUUGAUAAUGGAUUAUUUGCCAUUAGGAGAGACUGUCUGGGCCUGACUUCUUGUACAGAGUAUAUGGAGCACAGGCAGACCCAUAAAUAAUGGCAGACUGUGUCCCAUAAUGACAUUUACACUUUAAAGCCUCUGCCGUUUAUUGACCAUUAAUGACAGGAUGUUUUUGAAGACUUAAACCUUGAGGAAUGGGUUUGAAGUCAGUAAUGCCUGACAGUGUCAGAUAAGACCUUCCCUAUUGCUUUAUUUUAUGACCACAUCCAUUUGUUUUUAAUUGCCCUAUGGAAACUCUUAUGCUUUAUAGCUAUCUCUUAGAUAUGCCCAACUUUGUCCACAGUUUUCGAACUACAAUUCCCACAAUUCUUUUCUUGAUAAUGGUAGGUUAAAGAAUAAUGGGAAAUAUAUAAAAAUAACACUGUAUACACACCUUUGGAUAGGUGGAGAUUUACUGUUAAUCCAAAGAUUUGCCAGCAUGGUGUGUUUAAAGUUAUUCUUACCUAAAUCUAGCACGUAGCUUCCCGUGUAUGGGUGCUGAGUUGUGGUAUGCUGAGAUGACACUUUUUUUCAUUAUUGUAGAUGUAACAGUAAAUAUUAUUAAGGUAAAAAAAAAAACAUGGUGAUAAAACUUUAUUAAUUUGAAUAACACAAUGUAUACUUGAAAUGAUUUAAAUCUUUUUUUUUUUUUUUCAUUCUCUGAAAAAGUGACAUCAAUUCAUAGUUGUCAAGAUUGUUGCACCUUAAGACACAUAGGUUAUAAAAAAUAAGAAAAUAUUUGUAUGACGUAUUUAUUUCAUGGAGGUAAAUUUUUGCCACAUUCUCUUUGUUUAAAAAAAAAAAAAUAAAGUUGAAAAGAAAUCCACAUUGUGUUUGAGAAGUUAAAGACUCUGCUUUCCCCCCAAAAAUUAUAUUUUCAAACACUCGAUAGAAUCAAUUCUGCGAUGUGAAUGAUUAUAUGUAAAUAUGCUGUCAUAAUGUGUUCAUAUUGCAGCACUGUGCAAAGUACUUCAUCUACGUGCUCUGCGAGGUUCACCGCUUUUACGGUAGCCAACAAGGGUGAUAAUUAGGAAGCCUGCAUUUGACUGUGGCUUUGAAAUGUCUGCUGAGGGAUUGUUUCUUUGGCUCCCUGAGCUCCCAACUUUAAUUUCAUUUAAAUAAAUAGUGCGGUUAGACGUUUUAAAACUGCAGGGAAUAUGUAUACGUAGACAGAAGCGAAAACGGGCUUUAAGUGUAUUUAUCUUCAUUUUCGGUUCCUUUCAUGCCCUGCUGCUACGCAGUCAUUUUAUUUAUUUUUAAACUGCAAGGGAAAUGUGUUUGGAAGUUAAUCCGCUGCCACUCAAUAGAUUAAAUCGAGCACAAUUAAAGGUGCUCCGUCAACUAAAAUGUUUUUACUGCAAGCAUAUAAAAAUGUCUCGAUUCUGCCUGUGACAUUGCCUUAGCGUCUAAUGCAUAUUUAUUUUUCAUAGCAGACUGAUUUGAACCUGUUUUAUUCAUUUGAUCUAUACAUUUUAGCUGCUGCUCCCACACGUAAAAUGUUAUAGCUGUUUUUUUUUUGUUUUUUUUUUUAAUUGUGUGCUGUGUUGACACUGACGUGACGUGCAGCAGAGAUAAACAAACACACUUCCUUCUAAUGCAAAGAGACGCAGCCAUCUUUGCUUUUCUUCCGAUUAUACUUUAUGUGCACACUUCUUAUCAUGAGGGUUAUGCUACUUCUUUAAAAGGUGUUUUAGUGAAAUUUGUACAUUUAAAUAUUUUUCUGACAUUUUACUUCUCUCCUAACAGUUUCUCUUUGGCCCAAGAUCCGCGUACCCUUGAAAGUGGUGAGGACCGUUGAGAACAAACUGAGUAAUCGUUUCUUCCCGUAUGAUGAGAUUGAAACAGAGGCUGUGCUGGCCAUUGAUGAUGACAUCAUUAUGCUGACCUCGGAUGAGCUGCAGUUCGGUUAUGAGGUAUGUGGCCGAGUUCUUCCUCGUGUGAUCUUAUUUAAAACCUGAACGGAGAUUUGUUCACAGAAAUGGCUUUCUGUUUUUAGUUUAUUCGAAGAUACAGUUGCCCCUUGUCUAGUAACUUUUUAAAAUAGACGUGGCUAGCAGUCACACGCCCAAACUAGGGUGGUCCCUGGGACUCUUGACUGCACUGAGGAUUGCGUGCAUGUGUUUAUGUAGUGGUGGGACUUCUUUUCAUUCUCUAAUAACAGACAAGGUUGAUAUAAUUUUUGUUUUGUUAACUCUAUUCAAAAUAAUGAGCAUUAAGACAGUUUUGCAGCUCCUUAAAAUAAGCCCUGUCUGUAGGUGAAGGUCUUCUUGGGUUGUUCCUAAAUGGUAUAUAACCUACCUAUUCAUUGCUCUAAAGCUGAUGAUUUAUUUAUUUGUUUUCUUCUCUACCUGCUCUGGAGGGGAGGCUUAUACAUUGGGGGUUAUAGUAAUCUUUUGCUGCUUGUAUUAAUCGUGUACAGCGGUUUCAUUCAUGCCCUUUUAUGACUGAAACUGCUGCCUAGUGCCGAGCUUUGUAUAUGUCAGAUUAAUUGAAGCACGUAGACUGGCUGAGAAUUCCCUAUCACAACCAAGUUCUGGCAGCAAUAAUAUAUAUUAAUAUGAUGAGACCCAUGAGGACUAAACUGGAGUCCGUGUCUGGUUUGUAGUCACUGAUCCUUUUGGAUCAUAGACCACGCUUGUUUUAAAAUUAAAAUAAAGGUUCUGUUUAAAAGUGUCCAUUGCUAAGGGUAUCUUCAGAAAUACAGUAUGUACUCAGAAACCUAAUUCCAGUCUGUGCUCAUAUGAAUGUAAACAUCUAUAUACAACUCCAUAACAUGUUUGAAAAGAUGUGCACAGGUGUUAUUUUGGUUUACCUGCAGGAUAGUAGAAAUAUUGUACAAGAAGAAUUGUGGAUUUCUGGAAUUGCUUCACAAUACAGGUAUCUGGAGUGAAUUUUAGAGUGAAAGGUCAAGAACACUUGGCAUAGAUACUGUUGUUUUGGGCACGAUCUAAAAUGAAGAAUAAAGUUUACUCUUUUUUUAGAAGUUUCUUCACUUUAAGUCACUUUAAAUGUUUCUUGGAAACACAGCUUUUAGAUUCAUGCAAGUUCUUCUUAACUUGACUGGAAAAGGGACAAAAAUAAAGCUCUAUUUUUGUUUUAUUGUUUUUGUUUGUUUUUUUUUCCACUCUUGGGCCAGAGCCAAAAUUGGAGCCAUAUUUGUACCGAAUGACUAAAGCAAAUUGGGGUUGGUUGAAGUUUUUUCUCCUUGGACUUGUACAUGGGCGUACUGCUCUUUCUGAAGGUUACUGCCAGUCUCGAAGGAUGGGCAUAAAAGCCCUCUUGGUGCCAAUUGUCAGACUGUGGGAAAUCUGUCGCUGAUAAAGCUUCAUGCUGAGUUCUGUUUACUUUAGGGACAUAUAACAUUUUCAAUUUAUUGGUCUUUUACCCAUAAUGUCAUCUGGGAACAGGCAUGGAUGAUUAAUGUCUCCACUAUUGGAGCUUUUGACGUAUUGCUUGUGUAAUGUGCAUAUUUGUGUCUACGCUGUCAUUGCUGUGUGUGUGUUUGUGUUUAUUUACAUGUAUUUACCCAUGUAUAAAUUAUUACAUUGUGGUCUCACUUUGUCAAGUGUGUGGAGAAAGAAUUAUAUAUUACAUGUUUAAACAGAAAAAUAUUUAGUUAAGUACAAUUAUUUAAUAUUAUGAUGAAUGUGUAUAUAUGUAAAGGCAAAUCUUACAUAGAUUUUAAACUAGUGAACAAUUUGUUUAAUAGUUGUGGAGCUCUUUGCAAACAGCCUGACACACAGGUUAAAUUACUAGAAGUUGACUAGAACUUAUAGAGGUGUGGGGAGCUGCAGUGGGCAUAUGCUGUUCACGAUGAGUGUGCUGUACAGGUAGUGUGUGGGUUAUAGGAGGUGUCGAGAGCUGGAGUUAGUGUGCUGCUCAGGUUGUGUGGGUUAUCGGAGGGGUGGGGAGCAGGAGUGAAGACGCUGAUUAUCAAUGGAAAGGUUAUGGUGCAGAGCGUGCUCUGCACUCCUUCUCCCUGCUGACAGUGGUGUGAGCAGAACACCACUUUAAUAUACAGCAGAAUUUGUUGAGCUUGCCUUAAAGGGACACUAUAUUCACCAAAACAUCUUGAGCUCGAUGAAGCCAUUUUAAUGUUUAGAUCUUCAGUCUCACUGGUUGAUACUCUGCCAUUUAGGAGUUAAAUCACUUUUGUUUCAGCUUAUACCACCCUAGCCACACCUCCACUGGCUGUGACUGACAUGACCUGCAUUAAAAAAAAAAAAAUGGUUUCAUUUUCAAUCAGAUGUAACUUACUUUAAAAGUGUUUAACUCCUGAUCUGUAAAUUGAGCUUUAAUUAUAUACAGAAGGCUCCUGAGGGGUCUAGUAAGUUAUUAGCAGAGUAGGAGAUAAGAAAAUCUAAAUUUGAUUAAUUUACAAUUAAUAAAGUGUAAACAUUAAAUGACUCUUUCCAGGAAGUGUUUAGGAAGGCUGUGUACAUCACAGGCAGGGGGUUGUGCCUAGGGUGCAUAAACAAAGUGAUUUAACUACUAAACUGCAGAUAAGAGCAGUGAAACUGCUUAUUUAUUCACCAAAACUUCAUUAAAGUUGUUUUGGUGACACUAGUGUCCCUAUUUUUUUUUUUUUUUUAUAACUGUCUGUUUAUUGGUUUGGGAAAAGCUCUAUCCUUUGUUUACAUUACCCUUCUUUAAGGGUAUGCACUGCUUAAAGUGAUAGUAACAUAAGUGCUCUCCAGGUUUAAAAGUGAAUCAUAAGGAAAGUUCCUUUCAGCAGCUGCAUCUGAGCGUCCGCGUCAGGCAAGCCUGUUCUACUUGCACGUCUAACAUGCUCAAGAGAAGGGGAAAGGUGGAAAGCGUAUUCCAUCAUUCUUCAUCUGAAAGCAUUGUCUGGACUAACUUUCUUUCAGACCCAAGCCUGUAAAUCAGCAACAUUUAAUGUAGCCAGUAGCAUGUUGAACAUUUUGGGGUGCUGCUAAUGAUUGCCCAGCCUGUUCUCAUUUACCUGUAUUCUUGAUCCUGUUGUCAGCAGUUUGAUUAUGAAUGGAGUGGUAGAGAUGGGGGUCUGAUUGCAUCCAGCUGCCAGCCACGUUACCGGGGGGGUAUGUCUGCUGCGGCGAUACAAAACCAUCACAUCUUCACCCCCCAACCCUGUUUUUUUUCCCCACCAUCUCCCAUGACACUUGCUGUAGUUGUGUCUGUCUCGCCCUGUCCAACAGAGUGGCAUUUCCCCUCGUUUCUUUCCUCAUUUUUAUCUAAUUUUUUUAAAGACAGUAUUGCAAACUUAUGUGCAUGUGAUAUAUGCUAAAAGGUUGCUCUCUUUAACAAAAACAUAUUCUCACCACAAUUCUCCUGGGUUGAGGAAAAUAUUCAGGGGUAGGGAUAUAUGAAUUGUUGGCUUACAUACACAUGUUACCUAUUUUAUUAUGAUGUUCAUAUUCAUCUUUCUUGAUAAGAUAUUCAUUUGUCACUUUGGAAAAUCAAGUUUAUUAUUCAAGGUGCCUUGCUUCCUAAAAACGUUACUUUACUGCAUUGAUGGAAUAUAUUAUCUAGAACUCUUUCGAUGUAUCAAAAUUCGCCUGUCUUUCUAAAUUCUGCAUGUUUUGGUCAACAUUGCCUAUUAUAGUAUGAUCCUUCAGAUCUGACCGACUGCAUCUCAUGCUGGAUUACAUCACGUUAGGGCAAGUAGUUGACAUCACAAUCUUUAGACCUUAAAUUGUUCAUGAAUGCUUUUCCACGGGCCCCUUCCUCUAACUCAAUUCCUCUUUCUUGCACAGGUUUGGAGGGAGUUCCCAGACAGGCUGGUGGGAUAUCCGGGUCGACUACACCUGUGGGACCACGAGAUGAGCAAGUGGAAGUACGAAUCGGAGUGGACCAAUGAGGUUUCAAUGGUUCUGACUGGAGCAGCUUUCUACCACAAGGUAUUACUACAGUUUGUGGAAUGAUUUCUACACCUGCAAAGGGAUUAAGAGACAGCAAUAAUAAUGUCUAAAUGUGAACCUUCCUUGUCUUGAUUUGCUUUUGUUAAAGUGACUGACAUCAUGCGUUGUCACUUUAAAGUAUACAGUUUAAUAAAUAAUUUUUUUUUAGCCAAAGUGUUAGUAAAUGUGUCGAUGUAUUUGAGUGUGUUUGUGUGUGUGUGUGUAUAGAUAUAUAUAUACAAUAUACACAAUCCUGCGCACUCGCUUAUUAACUAAACAAUGAUUUCAAAUCCUAAAUAGUUUUAUUUAAAAACACCUCUACUAGGUAAAAAAUAAUGGGGGUUUGGUUACAUUACAUGACCAUACAUAUAUUAUUAGUGUAUACACUGUUCAAAGAUCUGCACACACCAGUGAAGUCAUAAGACUUGCUUUUCCCACAGUAAUCUCAAGUUUGCAGUGAUGAUACUACUGCAAGGGAUUCUGGGUGGGUAUAUAUAUAAAUUUUAUUUAUUUUGUUAAUUUUGCUUUACAGUUUUACUGCUAUGCCAUCAGCAUAGCAGUAAAUAGUUCAACUUUGGGUGCUGUAAACGGCCAUCUUCUAUUUCUUGGCUGCUCCAUCUAGUUUGGGGCACCUUGCAAUGUGUGGAAGGGUCUGCAAGUAAGUAUUUCUCUAAUACUUGAUGUGAACUUUGCUUCCACUCAAUUUGUGAAUAUCAGGUUCUCUUUUACUAUAUAUGGGUUGCAUAUCCUCCAAAAACUUCCUUUUGUAUGGAAAAUGGGAAAUGCUUAGAUUCUUGUGAGUUUAUGUGAUUUAAAAAAAAAACAAACAAAAAAACUCUCUUUUUCAUCCCAUCGUAUCUUUUCCUUCAGUAUUUCAAUUAUCUGUAUACCUACAAAAUGCCUGGCGACAUCAAGAACUGGGUUGAUGCUCACAUGAAUUGUGAAGAUAUUGCUAUGAACUUCCUAGUGGCCAACGUGACCGGAAAAGCUCCUAUAAAGGUGAGCUCCCAGCACUUUUUACUGCUUUGACAAUAUGAACUUUUCUUUCUUUCUUUCUUUUUUUUUUUUUUUUAAGCGAAUGCCACGUUUUGGGGUAUUUGCAUAUUUUGGGGUGACGCAGAGAUGAGGUGUAUUUUCCUGUUCCUGUCCCUCGCGGGUGUUGCUUUCUUCCUUCUUCAGAUCCUGACGCUUCAUCUGCCAGUGCUGUGUUCUUGCGCAUGCACAAGAGUACAACAUUGGUGCCUAUGGAACAUCCACGGGAACCUCAAUAGAUGUUGUUUUGCAGUACUUGACAGCGGUAGCUUUGCCUUUUGUCAAGUGUAGGAAAAAUACGUAAUACACAUUAACCCCACUUUGUUUUAUGACACAGUCAAUGUGAAUAUUUUAUAAAGAGUGAAUGAUGUGUGUAAACCUGCACCAAACAAUAAUUUCCCACUCCAUGAACGUUGUAGUAUGUAGUUCUUAAUAAAAUAUCAUGUUCAACAUUUUCGUGCCAUGCUGGAGCUUGUGUGCUAGUGAUUUUACAUCUGGUUUUAAACCAACUGACAAGAUACAUAACCGUAUCACCUAUUGCCCAACUCAUGUAAUAUUGCCCAACUCAGUUAAUAUCGUGUACGUCAGCCUGUCACCGUGUAAAGGAAAAAACCCUGAGGGCUUCUGGGAAUAUUCAAGAUGAACCAUUGUAAGACCAGUCCUGGGAGUAUAGUCAUCGGAUUGCCCUUUUUAGAAGGCCAUCUGUUUGCCUGAGGACAGCUGACUAGAGGAAUGUUAAUUAUAAAUUUCGCUCCCAGGGAAUGUUAAUUUAAAAGUGAUCUUGCAAUCAUCUUCUCCAAUCCACCAGCAUUAAUGGAGUAUCUUGGUGUAACCGGCCGUUCUUUGAUCCCAAGCCCUUCACACAUUCAUUUCCCGUGGUGUCAUCAGCAGCCGCUAUCAUGUGCCGCAGCUGAAUCCCUUCGCUUGUAAUCUGCCCAUCCUUUGGUAGUCCUGGGUCCGUGCCAGUUCUGUAACCGUGAUCACUGAAAAUGGUGUUAGGACCAUAUCUCUCUCAGUAUCUCUUCUCUCGGAUUAUCUCGUACUGCUGCUGGCAAGAGGGUAACACAACGUAUUUGCUUUGGUGGUUGAAGGUUACUGGGAAGCAGUGUUUAAGCAUGAAAACUCUGCAAGAACAAAUUAUGUUUACACAGGGACCUUGGCUGUGUGAAAAGUCAUUAAAAGGGAAUUAAAUGGGCUUGUCAUCACCAUCUCCAGUACAGAAAUAAAGAAGGGAUAGAUAACUGAAAGUGGAGUUGGCAAAUCCUUAGAAAUGUUUUUGUUGGGUCUCUACGGACUACCCAACUAGAGUAGCCUUUGAUGAAAGAACGAGCAAGCCUUGUGUUAUGUAAGAAAACAAAUAAAAAGUACUAUGUAAACAAUAUUAUAUAUACAUUUCUGCCCUUCCUUACACCUUAAUUUAUCCUUUCCACCUUUACAGGUAACUCCACGGAAGAAAUUUAAAUGUCCAGAGUGCACUGCGAUCGAUGGACUGUCACUGGAUCAGACGCACAUGGUAGAAAGGUGAGUAAUUUAUCUUCGUUAUGUUUUAUUUGCAAAGCUGCUGUGACUCUUACACUUGUGCCACAAAGUAGUGUUAUUGAAAAUCUAUUUAAAAAAAAAAAGAUUAUAAUAAAUAACUUAUAAACUCUCAGUUUUUAAUAUUAGAUGGACCAAGACACUGCAUGGCAAAAUAUGUUGGUGCUUUUUAAAUUCUAACGCAGCUGUAAAGCAGUCAAGCAAACUUCUUGUGUUCUUGUCAAAAAAUGACAAUGAAUCUUUCAGCACAGAGCCUUCCUUUAACUGAAAGCAGAUUGCGUGAUGUCGUUAAAGAAUAUAGCUCAUUAAAAUAUUGCAAAACACAGAAAUGGAUACACAGCACUCUUAAUCCUUAAAGGUAUCACACUUUAUUCAUUGAUAGUGCUUAUCCACUGUUGAUAUCAUUGCAGAAGAUGCAAAUUUCUAUCACAUUAACCCCUUGAGAACUUAUUGCCUGGCACAUGUUGCUUAAGGAAUUAAGUAAAUCCUGGUGUUUGGAUUAUGUUGGUGAUUUAAAAUUUGAUUAAUUAUAAUUUAUUAAUUGUGAACUUAUUCUGCAGCACUUUAUAAUUUUACAAAAGCUGAUAAAAUAGCAAAUGAGAGAAAAGCUAUGAAAAUUUUUAUUUAGAUUUGUGCAUCUGUGUAUAAUUAUUCCUAUUAUUUAUAAAGCGCCAACAAAUUUCGCAGCGCUGUACAAUUUGUAGACCUACAAAUAAGUAUUUGUAAUCCGACAAGUUGGGCGCACAGGAACAGAGGGGGUCGAGGGCCCUGCUCAAUGAGCUUACAUUCUAGAGGGAGUUGGAGUAUAGUGAAACAAGAGGUGUAAGGGCAUACAUAAUUGUUUCACCCUCUGUCUUUCUAAGAGAAUCAUUCAGUGUGUCUGAACCAUGUCCUGUCUUUUUGUUUUACAAAUGAAGAUUGUUGGAUAACUGUUAGUGUCAGCUAUGAUGAAUUGACUGCCUUUAUGAAUCCUGUCCUCACUGCAAUUGGUUGUGUCAAUUAAUUGACACACGUCUUGGAAUUGGAACGAGUUUGAAAUAAGACUAGGUGUCACAGAAAUAGAAGAUUCUCGUGUAGUACUGUACUGUAUGCGUAAAGACUAACCCUUAUGUUGCUCAUUGUUAGUCAUUUCCCACUUAAAUGGCCAGUUUUUUUCCAAAUGGCUGUGUGUUAUGGAGGCCUUCAUCUCCAUAUUCCCAAGUUUCCGGCAUCCAAGGCUUAUCUUCAGUUUGGGGUCGAGCGCUGAUUGCCUUUCUGAUUCCCUGUCAUGCUCACACAGCGCCUGGAAUGGCAGGAAUUUCCAGGGGAGGAAUUAAAGGCAGACAGGAGGGUAGAUGGUGUUUCUCCUGCAUCUCUCUGCUCCAGCUCUCUUUGCUUUUGAAGUCAAUGUUAACCCUUUUUCUUUGCAGCUCAGUCUGCCACAUCAGUCAGAUUCGCACAGUUCUACUGUUAUCCCCUUACACUUUACAUCAGUUUAUGCUGAAUGAAAAUGUGAUGUUAGUUGAGUAUUUUAUUUUUUAUGUACAUUUUGCAACCUUUUUUUGUACUGUGCUGCAGAAUAUGUGGGUGCGUUAUAAAUGCCAGUACAAAAUAAAUAUAAAUUUGACACCUGCAUUAACUUUGCAAAUAAAAUAUAAUGCGCUAAACAGUACAUAAUUAUAAAAACUAGAACAAUACAGACAAAUGAGAAAUAUAUAUGAAUAUGUCAAUAGUAGAUAUGCUGUGUAAGCAGUGACACUGUUGAAGUUGCUGGCAAUUAAGGUGACAUUGCUAUUAGGAAGAAGAAAGAAUAAUGUAUGCUUGAGUGUAACUAGAGCUCAGGCUUUUAAUGAGGCUAUUAUGUAAGUGUGAACUGCUGUACGGCGGGGAAUGUGGCCCUAGCAGAAGUAACCUUCUUCCCUCCAACCUUAAAAUGGUUCUUCUAUCCUGUUCCAAACUUAACUUUUACAAAGUGGUUUGAACACUUUCCCCCAGUGCAGGCACCUGUGACUCUUUGAUUAGAAUAUUGGGAGUUCUAAGUCAUCCCAGGAGGCUACAGUGUUGUGUUCCUUAUUUUAAUACAGACUGGUGGAAGGAUCCUGUCCUCUGAAUUCAGCCGUGCAUGUUACCUUCUCUUACAGCUUGGUGUCUUGCUAAAGGCAUCCAGCUCUUAUAAGAUUGCAACUCUCGCAAGUCUCUGCCAGACUUUGAGAGUUAUAGUAAUCCUACAGCUGGGGGACUGAAAUUGGUCAGCCAGCAUGGAAUAAAUGCUGAGGCAGGCAUGCCUGUGGUUGUUCUCGUACCCCAGUCCAUACCCGUAGCUCUGUUUCGUCCCGCUGCAUGCUUUUUAUUACAAGGAUUGUUCUGGCUGUCGUGCUCCUGCAAACUCCCGAAUUCUUGCACCCCAGGAGUUAGUCACUGAGCAAUGAGACACAGAGCAGCCUGUGACCUCAUGUUCUGCAUGUGGGCUCGAGUUGUCAUGUCUGUAGAGUUAUGUUCUCUCCCUUCUAUUCUUGAGAGAGUAGCUGCGUGCUGAACAAGACAGAUCUCCUGCGGGUAGGAACAUGUGAAUAUUAGCAGAGGAAAGAGAGGGCCUGUGAAUGGUUGGCCUGGAACAUUGCAGUGCUCUAAGUGAGGCAAGAGUGUCUGAAAGGAAUGGCUUCUCCUCCUGCAAAGACAAGGCUGUUCGUGUAAGCGAAUGUCUCUAAUAAGAGAAUCCGCAAAGAGCCCGGUACAUAUCGUUGACAUUUGUUUACAAUGUAUUCUCUGAUUGCACUGUGCUGUUCACUAGGAAAAGCGUAUACAUUUGUAACUUUCUGAAACAAAUAAUACCUGCUUACAAGCCCCCUAAAGAUGUUGUUGGUACCCCACAGAGGCUUUUCUAGAAGGUUAAACUCAUCAAGAGUUCAGGUAUGUGAUUUUACAACUGCCCUCCCAAGACAGGAUCUAAAACGCAUGAGUGAAUUUAGUAUCUUAGCUGUAAAUGGCUGGAGCAUACUUAGCACUGUAGGCACACUCUCACUUUAAACAUCCACAUAAAUGAUGUUUCUGACAAAACAUGUUAACACUUUUGUUGCAGUAGGACUUUGCUACUGCAUAUUGCGACCAUAAUCCCCUUUUUGUCAUAUGUGAGCUCAAUAAAGACUCAGAUAUACUCAGUGGAGUUUUUUUUUUUUUUCCCUACCCGUUUUAUUAUCAGCAAAAAUUGGUAAUAGUGUUAAGGUUAAAAACUGAUUCUGACUUAUAGGUUUUUCCUUAAAAAGUUUACUAAUAUGAUGGUACUUGAAACGUAAUGGGCAUACGAACUGUGAUGUAUCUAUGAUCUGCAUUGUCGAAAAUAUGUCAGGAACCUGUUGACUAUGCGUAAUAUGUACAUGCUCCCCCCCCCCCUCUUUUUAUUUCUGUACCCCUCUUAAGUUGAUACGUAAUAUCACAAGAAACCAAUAAAAAUUUUAGACAAUGAAAAAAAAAAAGUUUACUAAACUUAAAAUUGCAGGGGGGAAAAGCCUGAUCCUUAUCGGAGAUUUCCUUCAAAAAUGCUGAAAUUCACUAUGGCUCCAUCAUAUCCCAGUUUCCCUGUAUAUCAUUCCGAUGUAUCACAUAACAGAUAAUUAACAUAUGCAACAUAAUUUAUCAUUUAAUGAAACAAGUGAGAAUAAACCAUAAUUAAUAUUCUAAAGGAAAACCAGCUAAAAGUUAAUAAAAGGGGCAUUUUAUAAAGCAUUCAUAAACCAUAGGAUUGGGAUUCGGGGUGUUUAAUAUUUAAGUAUUGACGAACUGGCAGUUUGUUACUAUUAAUUUUCCGCAGUUUAAAAUCUCUGAAUUCAGGGAGAGUUUUUGGUUCUUACUUUGCGUGUGUUUGUGUUGUUUUUUUUUUUAUAUAUAUACAUUUUUUUAUUAUACUGUAUGGAUGAAUGACACGUUUUACUUUUCCCCAAAUCAGGUCUGAAUGCAUUAACAAGUUUGCUACGGUUUUUGGCACAAUGCCCUUGAAGGUGGUGGAGCAUCGAGCAGAUCCUGUACUGUACAAAGAUGACUUCCCGGAAAAGCUAAAAAGCUUCCCAAACAUCGGCAGCUUGUGACAUCUAAGAGGGAUAUCAGUCACUCAGCUUCCUGGAUACUAAUUCUGUCUUGAUGAUAUGGUGCUCCUGGCGACAUCCCGUUCACACGCAGGGGACUUAAAUUAUUUCAUAAUGUCUAAACUUUCAGCUUGUCGUUCAUUUUUUUUAUCUUCUGUUUUAUUAUUGCUGCCCAAAUGCAUUACUCUAAACAAUUCCCAAGCUUUAACACGAGCCACAUCACCCUGGAACUAAUCUGAACCACACGUGCGUUAACCUGCUUUAUAUUUCAAUCAUUUUGCUCAAAACCUAGUAUCUAUCUAUCUGGUUUUACCGUGAAAUUGACAAUCCAGAGUGAACAGUAUAUUUAACGGUUGCAGACAGUAAUAUUUAUAUAAUCAUGGACCUAAUAUUGGUUGUCCCUCUGUCAUUGCAACAAUUUGUAGAACUGAUCUCCUAAUGUAUCCAAACUGUAACUUCUUUUUGUUGUCAGUCUGCAACUCCCAUGAGCCUCAGCAAUUCUGAUGCAGAGCAUCAUGGGGUUUGUGAGUUUCACAACAGCUGGAUAUCAUCCAUGUUGCGUGUUGGCAGCUCCAGUCCACGUAUUUCAAAACAUUUUGUAUGUGCUUAAGUUCAUUUCGUUCUGUGCUUUCAUUACUCAUGUUUUGUUUUAUUUUUGUUUUUUUAAAUGUAUUUUAUUGAUUUGAUUACAGAUAGGUUGCAUAUUACAUUUUUUGUUGUAUCAUUUUGUUUUUAACUUGUGUUAUACUGACUAACCUGUCUUUCAAGCCUGCCUGCGUAUUUUGUGUUUUCUAAACUGUUACUUACACAAUGUUUAAAUGUAAACAAUCUAUAGUAUAAUCAAGUACGUCCUCCUCAAGUCUUUAAUAGAACAGGCUGUUAAAAACAGUUUUUCCAAUGCUUGUUUGAGGAUACUUUCUCUGUUGCAUUUUCCAGCAAUUUAAAGGAAUUCUAAUGAACUGGCGGUGCUUCUACAAGAAUUGUAUCGCUCAGUGUGGGGGGAUCUAUAAGUAUAAAACCUGUCCUUUGCCUAUGUAUCUGUGAUGGGAGUAAUGAUACUGUAAUAGGUAGCAGUGACAGUAUUCUAUUGAACAUUGAAAACCUGAACAUAAUCUGUCAUUGUACUCCCAUCUUGAUGAGCCUCCUGGGACCCAGACUUCAUACAGUCCUGAAUCCUGGCUCUGUAAUGUCCUUAUGUUGACAUGUUUUCUCUCACCAUGUUUGAAAUGUCUACAGACUGACAGAGAAUCAUGGGAAAUGUAGUUCACUAAUCUCUUGGGAGCCUGGUUUAGCCACCACUGCUCUAAACCUAUUAAUAAUGGUUGAUCCCUAUGUUUAUGUAUGUGAACAUGAGAUCUUUUUUUAAUUUUAUUUUUUUAUAUGUGACACGACUUGAAGACACUGCCUGACGUACACUGAAUUUUAUGAGCUGCUGAUAUGAAUUUGGUUAGUUAAUCACUACUUGGAUUUCAAAGGAACUGCUUUGAUUAUUUCACUGAUUUCAUAUCCAUAGCCCUACCCAUCAGAACGCAGGAAUUAUGUGUCCUACAACCAAUGUUAGCACUAGCGACUUACUAUAUAAUUUCAAUACGCCCUCUUCUUAUUUCCUUGUAACGUUCCAUCAUUUACGUUAAAAUUACACUUCUGUUACGGACGGUUUGAAGGACACUUCCACAAAGUCUGGUUGUGGUAUCGAUCACAGCAGCCGACAUGCUUAUUUUCUGCCAUAAUUCUUCUAUAUAAUUAAAGUACUUGGGAAUGUUUAGAGUUUAUUGUUGUAACGGUGACCAUGUGAAGCUGCAAGGUGUCAUCCUGAAUUUUAAAACAUGUUCCAGGUUUUGUAAGUCAGUGGCCAUCUUAUGACAACUUACCUUUUAGUAUGUAAACAUCUGACUUUCAUUACCAGCUGCUGUUGUAUCACAAAGUAAGGUAGUCUGUCAAGGUUGGAGACCCCUGAUUUUAAAGAAUUACCCUCUAUUUUCCUACUCUACUUUUAUAAUUAAUGGUUGAGAUUUCCAGACCAUGGCUAAUCCAGCUCACUAUCCCCUACUUGGAGCGAACAUCACCUAACCCGUUGCGAGCCCCCCCUCCCUUCUUACGGUUUAACUAUUGAGGUGAAGGAUAGUGUCAGCAACGUUUAUUUCACCCUCAUUCUGAAUCCUAAAUUCUGCACCAAUUUUAAAACAGACGGCAAAAAUGUUACAAGAAGCAGGCAGUUUGGUGUAGAGAAUGCUGGGAAAUCUGAUAUUUUGGGUACAUGAGACCAGUAAUGCAUCAGGAAUAGCAUUUUUAGAAAUAUAUUUUAAAAAAAUGCAAACUAUAUUUUAUAUGUUAACAUUUUUGGGGGUUUUUUGGUUUGUUGCUCAUCUGCUUAAUAAAAAAAGGUAAUGUAUUAAACGGUUCAAGAAGCAGAUUGUGUAUAGAUGGAAUUUUAAACAUUAUUUUUUUAACACUAAAAGAUCACAUUUAUUCUGUUGUAACAUGCAAUGUGUACUACUGUUUGUCUGUGAAAUAAAUUUAGAAAAAUGUAGUCAUCCACAAUGAAAAAUUGAUUAAUCGCUAAACAGUCAAUUGAUGACCUCAAAAGGAAAGUCAGGCAUACAAGCCAACCCUCUUUUGGUCUGAAUGUUAUGAUUGCACCAUACAUUGUUGUUUAGUGAAUAAACCCCAAGAUCAUGUGCAUUCUUUGCAACUUUUAGAUAAUGUCGGAAUUCUUUAACCCAGGUGUGUCCAAAAGGUAGAUUCCCAGAUGUUUUAAAACUCCAGCUUCCAUGAAGCUUUGUCAUUCUAAAGGCAUGCAAAACAUCAUGGGUUUUGUAGUUUUACAACAUCUGGGGAUCUACCUUUUGGGCACCCCUGUUUUAACCCUAUCACCUCCAGAAAAGACAGUUGCAGAGGAGGUUGCAAUUCCAACAAUAGGCCUACAACAGUUAAUGAACAGAUCUCAUGUGAAGCUUUGCAGAUUGCUCUACAGCUGCUUGAAGGCUAACAGUGGACUAACAUUUGCAAAGUUUUGUAGUUUUAUUGCAUCUAAAGUGCUACAUGAGGGCUGACACCAAACUUUUAGGGUCAAUGGGUGCAUACUGUGUAAUGUAGUUUGGCAAUUCCUUGUAUGUAUCACUGGGUGUGUUCAUGCCGUUUGCUGUCUAUUGUACUAUAUUGAUCAUGUAAGGGAUAUAUACCCCCUGUUUACAAUAAAUGGAAACCAAAAUGCAGUGGAAAAAGACUCAAAAUGUUACCACUACUGGAAAUAAAUUCUAAGAAUUUUAAACAUUUA
Messenger RNA from Pelobates cultripes (western spadefoot toad), 63442 nucleotides. Lineage: Eukaryota; Metazoa; Chordata; Amphibia; Anura; Pelobatidae. The record is from the annotation of a GenBank genome assembly.